UCUCCGCUUGGGGCAACGCGGUCCGAAGCGCUUCUUGGCAGUGCCUCGCUGUGUGCAGUACGAAGAGGUGGAGGAUCAACGACACACUAUAUAGGCUAGUGUAUCAUCCUCGGAUGCCAACACCCGUGUACAGUGGAAUAUACCGCGAAAGAAGCUUUCAGUAUUCCUUUUUUUGAGGACGCGCCUCAGACGGAACAGAAUUAAGUGCAAAGCAGCAAAUCACUGCUGGAACACAGCACAGCCUCUUCUUUGGCUCCCGUGCAGACUAGAGUUGCAGAGAGAAAUGUUAUCCGCGCCCUAAGCAGGAUAUACCACAGCUCACGUAUACUGGAAUACAACCAAAGCUAUCUAAUGAAGAGGAAAAAACACAUGCUAGAAGAAGUAAGUAUGCAAUCAGAAAGCAGAUCUGGCGUUUGCACACGUUCUUGCCCGUUUUCUUAUUUGAUAUGGAAAGAAUACAGACUAUUGUGACAUGGCUCGGCAAAUAUAGACACUCGUAAGUUUUUAACCUUUGCUUUUAAAUGCAAAUACAAAUCUUUGAUAUGGGUUGACAUGAGCUCAGCUGUGUUUUCGUCUAACACGCUGACAUCUAGUAAAAGGAAACUCACUCAUCGUGCAUGCUUGUAGUGGCCACACAUGCAGCAUGAGAAUAUCUGCGUUUCCAGAUGAGCCUCAGAUUGUUUGAAUGGUCCUGUAGGGAUUUCUACGGUUGUAGCUCGUUUCCCUCAUCUAGGACAAAGUCCAUAUGGUGCUGCUCUGCUCAGUCACACACAGAAAAAAACAGCCACCUGAAGAAAAUCUCUCUUUUGACUUGGCAAAGAAUAGCGUAUAUAUAUAUAUAUAUAUAUAUAUAUAUAUAUAUAUAGAGAGAGAUAUGUGUAUAUAGAUAUAUAUAUGUAUACUUCAUGGACCCCAUCUGGAUGCUGAAAAUGGUCAUUCUAAUGUAUUCGUAAACCCUUUCUGCUCGAUUUUUGUUGCAGUAAACUGCAUGGAAGUGAGAAUAAAAAUAAUGUAAUAGAUGAGCUUUUUUUGAUUUUUUUUUUUCUUAGCCACCUGGAGUGGGUAAAUAUUUGUUUCCCUCUCUGGGCACCUAAAGGAUGGACCUAGAAGCACAGCUUGUUCAAUCUUCAAAGUGUUCCAGUCUUCAGCAGGGGUUGUCAUCAUUCUUCUGUUCAUGUUUAUUUAUAGAUCUUUUGCUGUUAUUUUGAGUAACAGCCAAAUAUGGGGUAACAAACCCUUUUAUGAAGCCAUGAGGUAAAUUAUUCUAUGAUACAGCAAUACCUAGAAUAGCAGUGCACACAAGUGUUUGUAGUACCAUUUGCUGACAAAAAAAAGAAAAAACUCUCCAAUUGAACCGAAGUGGCAAUUACUUGCCACAGUCGCUUUCUUUCUCCAGUGUGGCUGUAAAAAUGGAUUGAAUAGCACAGCCCAGAAAUAUGUAAAGAGCCUGUGUGAGUGUCCUCAUCCUUGACCUCCAGUCAUGUGUUUUGUGGCUUCAUCUAGAAAUAGAGUUCAAUGGAUGUGGCUGCUGAAGGGGAAGAGAAAUGGAGUGCUGCUCCCUUCUCUUUUAAAAGCACUUACUGUCCUGCCCCUGUAUUAGGGAGCAACUGGGGGAUGCAGCCAGGUCUAACAUUGCCGGGUGUCAGUGGGGGCAUCUGGCUGUCUUUCAGGGGUUGAGUAAUUUUUGGCAUUAACAUAUCUACAGCUGUGUACUGUCUGUAGAGCGUCCUUGUCAUGUUUUUCUUUGCUGCUGCAGUGAAGGAAUAUUUGAUGUGGAAGCGAGGUUGGAUACCAUUGAGUGUGAAAGUGCAAAUUGUCUGUUGUUUAAAUACCAAAUGAAGAAAGAAGAAAAAAAAAUGUCCCUGACUUCCACCCAAGUUUUUUUUAUUUUCUAUUUUAAUUUAAUUAAUUUAUUUUUUACAAGCGGUUAUGUUCCAUCUGUACUCAUCUGUUAGUUGUCCUCAAGCGCUCCGGUAUGACCUUAGCCUCAAGUCUAAUCAUCCUGUCCUAUUCAUACAUGCAGAGUGAUUCAUUAGUCUACUGUGAGGUGGGCAUUUGCUGUGCUUGAAAUUAGAUGAAAGAAAGUUCUCUUAAGAAAAGGAGCAUUCAACCAUUACUUUCACGAAUUUUAAUGUAAAGGCUAUGAGUUUAAGAACAGUAAGAUGAACUUCAUAAAAUAUGAUCUGCUGUGAGAGGCAUUGUUUUCUCAGUUAAAACCAUGUAAAGUUUUUUUAAUGCAAACAGCACUGAAGAACUCCUCUGCACUUAGGAUGGGCGACAAAUGAUCCUUCACGAUAAAUUGUCAGAAAAAUCCUCCAUGAUAAAUAUUUGCCAUCGCAUCAUAAAUACGAUAAAUGCAAGUUGAUGACACAAGUGUGAGUGACGGACUGGCAGCCAUAGCCUAUACAGAGCAGCAUAACAAACAAACAUGGCUGAAGGCAGUGGUGUUUUGGUCCCUGGAGAAGUGGGUAUUCUCUCAAUUUUCACCUUUUUUUUGGUUUUAUUUUUCAAAGUAGUCCAGAAAAAUGUCCUGUUUAAGAAACAGUGACAUGUAAGACUACUCUAUUUAGUUUACCCCAAAACCAGUCACUUCUACUCGCUCACUGUUAUAAAAUUAUCAUGACUUGAAUAGGAGCAGUUUGUAGUUAUUACCGGUCACACAAGCAACUUAGAUGAAUGUAACAUGUAUUUAUCAUGAGGCAAACAUGGUGUUUCAGUUGCUUUUUGAACAUUUAUUUAAAUAAAAUACCUCAAAUCUGAAGCUGACAAUGCAUCCUUGAUCAUAUUUUAUCUAAAAAAUAAAACACACAAAUCAAUCUUUUCCACUGCCACUGACUUGAAAGAUGUUUGUUCUGCCUUACUUGCAUUUCCGCGCAUCUUUCAAGGACACCUGUCAAUCAACUGGAGUGGCACUGAGGUAUUAGCAAUAUUUUCUGCGGCAUGACCCGCCCUACUCUGCCUCUGAUUGUUUCAUCAGUCCUCAUCCCUACAGUUGACCAAUCUAAUCAGAGAAGGCAGCGAGGACCAGCCAAUUAGAGGGAGAGGAGGGUGGGUCAUGGCUUCACCACCCUUGAGGAAAAAAUGGGCAAUCGGGGUGUUUUCAAAUUUGAGACUUGUUUGAUGUCAUUAGCUUUCUCCAUAACCUACCACUUAAACUUGUGGUCUAAUUUGACUACUCCAACUGUUGUUCUCAAUACAACAGGAGUCAAAAAUAUUGAUUGGAAUUAUAAUAUUUGACAUCAGGACUUUUAUCAUUAUUACCAGAAUGGCAAAUCUUAUCUUGAUCAUUUUUUAGCCCAUAUUGCCCAUCCCUAUUCUGCACCUUAACUUUCCUUAGCCCCUGCCUUGAUAAACAGACAUGAAAGUCCACCUUUGUUUUCUAAUCACUUUUUAAACCUCAGUGACUCAUGUGAAAUAGAGUUGCUCAGGUCCUCAGUCAGCUGGAGUAAAUUAGGAGGCAUCAGUCCACAGUUGAUUGUGAAUUCUUCAUCCUCUUGCCAAAGCACAGAGCAGCUGUGUAUUCAGAUGCAGUUGCUCUCUAGUGGCUGAUCCUUCUCUCAAAGAUUCGAUCGCUGAAUGAUUCAAUGGAGAUGGAGGUAGACAGUGAUAAAGAUAAUAACUUGUGGGAAUUAAAGUAUAUUCUGUUGUGCAGUCAGUGGUGUACAUGAAGGACACAGUUUUACAUGAUGGUAGGUCUUUCAGCUCUGUGUACUGCAUGUGAUCCGAAUACAGACCUUGAUCAUGCACAUCCCUACAAUAGGAUCUCUCCUCUACCUCAUUAGAUUCUUUGGCAAUCAUGCUGCCCUCAUGGGGGAAAUGGAUGCCUUUAACCACCUUUCCUAUCAAUUAUGUGCCGAACGACAGCCCCUCUUAGCAAGAAGUCAUCUCAUUUACUCUGAACUGAGUUUAGACUAGGAAUGGGAAUUUUAACACAGUCCCUUGAUUGAUUAAUCAUAGAAAUUAACAAUCAAUCAUUGACUUGAUUGGUUUUUUUUUUAAUGCAAAUGGCAUAAGAUACCCCCCACCCCUAGGACUGCAUGCUACAUGCUCACUCGCGCUUCCUACCUGCCCGGCUACCUUAAUAACGGUUGUUUUCUUUCUCAUCCGUGAAACGCUUAAAAUCUGGGGACAUUUCCUGGGAAAAACUUCAGCUGGGGACAGGUCAUCCAAAACUGAGACUGUCGCCCAAAAUCAGGGAUGUCUGGUCCCUACAGAUCCUCCUGAGCUGAUGCAGUUUGUGACAGUUUCACAAUUUCCUAUGAGACUGGGUCAGCUGAUGAUAGGUUGAGAUAAGAGCACUCUCUUAUCCAUUACCCUCAGUCGGAUGUAUGUGGUUCAAGUGGUACAUCUUGGGGUCGUUAUCCAGAGUUUGAUUUUAGAGCUAAGGCCUUAAACUGGUCUUGCACUUUUAAGGUCCAAAAUGGUACUAUCUUUCAUCAAACUUUGGUUGUUCUUCAAUGGCUUUUGGCAAACCACAACAAAUACUCCACUGACAGACACUAACAAGUUGUCCUCCGAUGAUGAACUUUAACAUGGUAGAUCAACCAACCUUUCUUCCUGGGGAGGAAGCAUCAAACACAAAGAUUCAAGAUAUCUGAACAAACUGGUGAAAUAGACUGGCUCUGUGGUUGGACUCAAGCUGGACUCAUUGGAGGAUGUGGUGGAGAGAUCUACACUGAGGAAGGUGGAGACUAUUCUAAAGAACAUGGAUCACCCACUUCACAACACCUUAAUGGACCAAAGGGCCAAUGGUGGUGGACGGCUCCUCUCUCUUCGCUGCAGGACAGAAAGAUUCAGAAGAUCUUUUGUACCCACAGCCAUCAGAUUUUACAACUCUUCUGUAAAUAGUAGAUGACUUUUAGAGACAUGGUAAAUGAGAAGACAGACAAUUGAAUUUCCCUUCGGGGAUCAAUAAAGUUCCUCUCAUCUUAUCUUAACACAGUUAAAAUAAUUUAGCUUCAAAGCGAGCAUUAAGCAGGCCUGUUACUGAAAAACAAAUACAAAACAAAUCAACAGUAAUGAAAAUACAGACAAUCAGACUGCCAGUCUGUGUUUGACGGUAUGUCGCUGUGCUCAGACUCAAAUGCCUGUUAAAUCAGGGUGUUUCCAACUCAAAUCCAUAAACAAGGUCUUUUUCAAGAGAUUUCCCACAAGGAUCUUGAGGCUUUUUGGACUGAUGAGCUGUCAUGGGGGGGCAUGACUCCCACAGAAAGUGAAUGGUAGUUAAUUCUGCACUCACACUGAAAAAUGCAGCAGCUAUUUAUUUUGCUCUUGGAGAAUCCAAAACCAUGUAAUCCAAUGUGAUGGGUCUCAAGAGUGGAAAAACACCCCUACGUUUGAAAAGAUGUGAGGAAAUCCACUGAAUCACCUUGUGCCUGCAUUUACACAUGAUGGGGGGAAUUACUUGCACCACAAUGAUCAGGCUCAGCUAACACUGGCUAUUUAUUUACAACCAACAAGGCUGACUUUGCCCCUAGUGGUUUCUUCUUUUUGUUAACUCAGCACAGCAGUGUUGGUUCUUUCUUGUCCACAUGAGAUUGUUGCUACCUCUUUUCCUAAGAUCAGAGCCACUCUCCUGUGGUUACAUGCUGUUGAAACAAGUGAGGGGUUAGUAUUUAGCUGUUUAGAAAGUUGCAAAGAUAACUGUGAUUCCCCUCCAGUUGAAUUCAUAAACAAAAGGUCUUCUUUUUGGCUGCAUCUCCCUGCUUUCAAGCAUGCUGCAAAAAUGUAACAUACCUGUUCAACUUUAAGGCCCACUCUGAUGAAAAUCUUUUUUUUUUGUCUACAUGUUAAUAUGGCAUUUUUCUGAUGCUGCAGGGCAUAUCAUGAGAAAAAUAAGUGCAAAAUUGCAUUUCUUAGUAUCUCUUUAUUCAAAUCGCUGUGACUCUUGCAGACCCUAACGGCAGGUUCAGAUGCAGUGAGAUUUACUACAUAGCAAAUCCAUUCUCCACCCCUGGAGCCCCGCUAUGCAGGCCACACUCGGAGAAAUAGAGAGGACAAUCGCGGAACAAGCUUGUGCGUUAGCAGAUCGCAAUGUUAGUAAGCAAGCUAAUUAUGAUAUUAACUUUCAUCAUGUCCCCAAAGACAUUAAUGUCUGAAAGCUGAAUAGCUCCCAUGUUACCUGCUUCUUCUACUUCACCGGCAAUGUUAGGCUACAAGCUAGUGUGAAGAGGAGUGUGCAGAGCAGCGCUGUCUCCGCCCACGACUCAGAGGCGAAUAAAUAAUAAGCUACUGGAGCUCUGCAGAAGAAAAGUCCUUGAAAAUGACACAGGUAAUGUGAUUUUGGCUAAAAACUUAAUAAUCACAAUUUAAAGACAUCUGAGAAGACUUUAAGUAGUGAAAAAAAAAAAAAGAUUAGAGUGGGACUUUAAAACGAUGUGAACAGAAACAUAGUUCGGCUGCGGGAACUUGUGGUAGUAAAUACGCUCACUACUUUAUCAACAUCAAUAAACACACCUGCCGCACAUACUUCAUUGACUGCACUAACUCAAAGGAAUAAACUGAAAAGCCCCACCCCCACAGGUCUUCACUUUACAGGUAUGCAGAAAAUAUUACACACAGCAACCUCAUUUAAAUGCCCUCCUCUCUCACAGGUGCCCCCAGAGAGCAUGGCUGCGUAGUUAAAAAGAAAAAAAUCCUGUCCCUCCCUUUAGCUCCCAAACAUGAGUUCUGCUAUGAACUGACAUGAUCUGUUUCUUGUUUUUAACUUCAAUUAAUAAAUAAUCAAACCAUCAAAAAACAAAUCAAUGAGUUAAACAGCCUGAUUCUGAUGGCAGCUACAACAGCCUUGGGUUAAUCCACAUAACGGUGUUCUUUGUAAGGAUAAGAGGUCGGGAUGAAUUCUUAAUCCUGAGAGGCGCAUCAGUUUCCACUUACUGUGAUGUAGGUCAGAGCUUGUGCAAAGCCUCUCUUUUGCCACUGUCACUACAAUUAGGGUCUCAAGACUUUCCAUUUCUGUCAGAGAAGUGUAGAGGUAAUUUUGGCCACUAAAUUGGAUAUCUGCAGUUUGUUCAUUUUUGUUCGUCUCCAGAAAUUUCUUUUAAUGACCAAUCUUUUUUAUAUUCAGUUUAUUCCAAUGUGUGCCCCUGGCAUUAAUGAUAUGGAGAUAGGGGAGACAUCGCUCAGAAUAAAUCCUUCUGUCCUAUGAUGAUUCAUUUGAAGGAUCUGCUGUAGAUGUUUUCUUUUUGGCUUGACAAAGGAAUUAAAUAUCAACUAUGACAUGUCAUCAUAUUCUUCUGUUUUACCUUCUGUUAAUUGUUUACUGAAUCGCAUUCAGAAACCAGCUUGACUGGUGUUGCUUCCACAAUGUUCAUUAACUCACAAGAGGCUAAUUUUUGGAAAGGGCUGGAGAAACAGAGGCACAUAUUUCUGACCUUACAUUUCCCUGUUGGUAUAUCUUCAAUGUCACUGGAUCCUGCUUUUCCCAUGAUGUAACUUCAAGCAUAUUUUUCACUGUGGUUUGUGACAGUUGCAUGUAGUUCAGUAAGUCAUUUGUAUAGCUUUGAAGCAUUAGUUACUGCACCUUACUUCUCAGAGAAAGAGAGAGGGGGAGAGAGAGAGAGAGAGAGAGAAACAAUUUCUUAAUUUCUUGUCAUAUAAAUGACCCUAACCAGCAUCUUUAAAUGGAUAUUCUGGCGUAAUUUAAGUUAUGGUCAAACAUUACAAUAACACUGAGUUAGACACCCCCUCAGGAGAUAAAUAUUGCUGGCUGCUUGCUUCUCUAGUUACACCAACUUCAGCAACGGUACGACAGCACGAUAGCAAUACAUCUCCACGCACACACCGCAACCAAAAAGCCACUCUAUAGCCACAAAUAAUGCUCAGAACAGCACCUAACUUCAUCAACAGUACAUAUGGGGUUUCAGCCAUAGUACUAGCCACAGAACAUCUUUUUAGCUUUGCCUGAUUUCUUUAGUAAAGAGACCAAACACAACUGACCCACUCUCCUCCAGCAGCCACUUGUUUGUGGGGGAGCCCUGACGAGUCGAUCACCGAGUGCAGCAGAUCAAUUCCUUGAAGUAAUAAUCUUCAUAACAAUCAUUUUGCACUGCAGACGCAGUAGUUCUUCUGCCUUAGCAUCUCGGCCUGAUUGCAUUUCCAUGAAGAAAUGAUCAUUAAUAUUCUUCCUUGAGCUGAAUGUGUUGGGACCCUUUAUGUACUGUUGAUGAAGUUAGGUGCUGUUCUGAGCAUUGUUUGUGGCUAUAGAGUGGCUUUUGGUUGAGUUUUGCAUGUGAAGACGUAGACCAAUGUGUUUUGCAAUUUUGCUGAGGUUGGUAUAACUAGAGAAGCAAGCAGUCGGCAAAACUCAUCUCUAGAGGGGCUGUCUAACUCUGUGUUCCAGUGUGUUUGACCAUGACUUAAACUUACACCAGAAUUACCCUUUCAUCAUUCACGUUGUUUUAUUGUUAAUAUUGCUUUGUUUUCUUUUUUGUUGACUUAUUGUACUUUUUUUGAAGUUUCCCAAAGAUACUGCAAUAACAUCGUUAUCCUGAUAUGGCCACGAUAGUAAUGAGGUAAAUAUGAGAUGUCACAAUAGUCCUGUGUUGUUUAAGAUUUCCAAAGGGUCCAAAACUGCAUCUUUCUAAUGGCAGAAAUGCAAAUAACAUGGACAACAGAGUGCUGUUGCUUUAAAGGUGUUACUAAUCAAUGACAACACUGAUCUUUAUGUGUAAAAUGUUUUAGCCCUGUUUUAUGUAAAUGUAGAUGCAGAUGUGUGUCAAAUGCUGCUAUGUAAAGCACCUUUCAGUUCUUCCCUAAAUCCAUUCACACACCACUGGGGGCAGCCAGCAGGGGUGGGUAAGGUCAAGUGUUUUGCCCAAGAGCGGUUCAGCAUGUAGACAGCCCUGGGGUCAAAUCCCCAAUCUUUCUGUUGGGAGCUGACUAACUCGACCACUAAGCCUCAGCCGCCAUGACAGAAAAAUACAACAUGAUGAAUAUAGUAUAUUUAAAUACAUGUAUAUACAGCCCUAGUUUUGCCCCUCUGUUGGUCUAAAGGAGUGGAUCACAUUGAAAACUAUGCUCCUGCACUCUCUGUUUGCUUCUAAAUCUAUUGUUAAAGUCUAUAGCAGCAUUUUUGGGGCGUUAGUACGUUGUGUGCCAACCCCUAUUAAUAGUCAAACUAAAAUCAAUAGGCAUCGUUUGGAGGUCAAUUAUGUCUUCCCCCACUUUUAAAGCUGCUGAAUUGAGAUUGUUAGAGGGAAUGUGUGGCAAGCAUGAAGAAAACAUGCUCAUUCAGCAGCUGCUUCGCUUUCUGUGCAACCUGACAGCCUUUUGGUAGCUGCUAUGUUCUCCCUGCUGCUCUCUCAGUAUUGAAGAUCCACUUCUUCUCCACUUACACAGACAAUCACUCAAUGUUAUCGAAGAGGGAACCUGGCAGUGUUUCAAACAUGUCUGACAGUUUGAAUAAUUUCAUGAUAAUGUUAUAGUUUAUGUUUUUUGUUUUUUUUUCAUCCUCCAGAUUUAAAACCCAAUAUUCAAAGAAGAGCUUAUCAUUCACAAGCAUUUGGAUGAGAGUUUUACUAGCCCUCGGAACCUCAAGAUGAUGUUACCAUGGAAACAAAUUACUCUACUUACAAUCACCGGAUGCCUUGCAGGUAAGAUCCCUAACACAUAUAUUCACACAUAAGUCGUUAUUGUUCAUGAAAAAAAUACUUCUUUUUUGGGGUUGGGUUAGUUUUUGAAGCGGUAGAGAUUAUAGACAAAUGCUCUCUUUUUGAUGUUAACAGAGUUUGAGAUUAUUCAUCGCACUGAGCAAUAUCAGAGGCAUUGUAGCUGCCUUUCUUAUUAGGCAUCUAGGUCAUAUCACUGAGACAUCUGAAAUGAACUGUUCUUUAUGGCUUACUUUACAAAAGACAUUGUCGGUUUGAGUGGCAUUUUAGCUCAGGUUUGCUGCGGGGGUUGAGUGGAUUACAAAUCAAUAAUGGAGUAAUGGUUUGGGUUUGUCUGAAGCAAAUUCAGCUUCCUAUUUUCCUCUGAACAACCACCAAGUGUUGGUCAAGUUCUUUGUUGCCUCAUUUAACGGGUGCACAUGUAAAAAUAUGAAACCGAUAACUCUGCUUUAUUUCCUGACCAUGUAUUAAUAAAUAAAGUAUCAUGUUUAUAUGUCUAAUUUACAUCAGUAGCAGACUUUAUUUGCAAACUUAAGUCCUCAACUAUUAUAAUCACAUUAUUCCAAUAUUCCUCCUGGCAGUGAUUCCCGGUGGCUUUUUUUUGGAAAUUGUAAUUGUCACCCUCACCUUAAAAAAACUGCACAGUUGUUGAGUAGGACAGAUGGCAAAAACAAUUAAUGCCCAACAAGAGUAACAGAGAUUUAUUCCUCCACAAGCAGAGUGAGAAAAUAUACACAGCUCAUCCGAGGGACCGUCCUUAUUUCUUCCUUCAGUUUAAAAAAACAAAGAAACAAACAAAGACAGGACUGUUCUGUAAUACUCGGUAAGAAAAAGCUGCAAAUGCACAUGAGAGAGAUGGAGUAGUUGCAUGUGUAAAUGAUUUCCCUUGAGCCUUUGUGCUUUUGCUAAAGAGACAUUACUGUCUACCCUUUCCCCAGCCUUUACACAGGAUGUCAAAUUUCAAGGGCCAAGAUGGAGGACGGAGCCAAGUGACCUGAUUCUACCAAUUAACUCCCCAGACCGGCAGGCUGCAGUUUCGUGCGAGGCAGAUGGGAGUCCUCCACUUCAGUACAGGUGAAUUACCGCAUCAAAGUUAGAUUCCCAGAGGCCUUAGCUCACAUAUUUACUCAUUUUGCUCUACGCUAACAUCUCAUGAAGUCAAUUUAUGCUUAAUUGGGUGUGAAUCUCUAUUUCUGCCUUUACAGAGUUGAUGACUGUUGAACAUUAUUUUCUGGACAUGAUCUCUUAGAAAAGGAAAUAAGAGAUCCCGCUAAAAGAUAGGCUUCAAAGAGCAUGAGGCUUACCUGGUAUUUUCGAUUUUUAUCCUGAGCUAUGAUAAACACUUUUAAAUAUUGUUGGUUAAAUAUGCUUACUUUUUAGAAAUAUUAAAGUGAACUUAUAUGAUGAAAAGAUUGAAGCCCCUCUGUGACUCUGAAUCUGGUAAUUAACAAUAUGUUGCAGGAUUUUAGAAGUGACUAGGGGAGCAAAAGAGAUAUGCACCACAGAUCCUUUGAUAUCUCCCUGGCUUUUCCCUGGUGGUGCAGAGAGCCAGCCCAGAGACGGUAGCUUGCGGUCUUUUUUGUAGUAGAUUGUGUUUCAGGGCUUGGUCAGCAGCAUGUAGAUGCAAAGCAAGCACAGGCAAUAACCUUGUGAGUGACAUUCGGUUAAAUGCGUACAUUUCCCAUUAUGUGCCUGCGCUGAAAACCAUAGUCUAGGCACAGCAAGGGAGUUGGGGGGUAUCAUUAUUCUUGUUGUGCAACCUAAGCUAUCUCAGGGUGAAGCUGAAACCAUCACAGGCAUCAUGACAUCUGCACUCUGUAGCAGUCUGUCAUUCACUGCUGUCUCCAGAGAUGCUUUCCCAUCUGGGUACAUUUUGGGUGUUAAUAUAAUCGUUAAAAAAUAAGAUAAAUAAAUUACUAUAUGUUUGGCAGUAUGACAUUUCUUAACAGAAGAGCAAGUAAUUUGAGAACAGUUAUUCAUGGAUCUCUACUUUAAGCUUAGGAUUCAGUGCAAAUAAUAAGCUGGAUCUAAUGAUUUACAAUUCAAAUGAUCACCAAGGAAAGCAAAUGUGUGUAUGUAAAUGUGUUUCUCAAGUAAACUACGCAUAUUUAUGACCACCUUUGCUGCUACAAAUUUGAGGUGUUUUAUGUCUUACAACUGAAAACUUCCAAAUAUAAUAUAGGCAGCAAUAACGCUUUGAUAAAAGCCUGUGGAUUGAAUCCAUCAACAAUGGGUCCAGUGGCAUUGGAUGGCAGCUGUUUUAGCCCCAAUGUCUAUCAAACAGACGUUGGGCCACACUCCCAGCUCCAAACAGCCGACAAAUGGCAAAUUGUCAGUUUACAUAGCAUGCCUUUUUACAUCCUGGGAGAGAAAUCCUUCAUUUUUUUCCACUAACCACACAGCAGGUCUGGGAAUAAGGGAAGCUGUAAACAUGAAAGGACUUGAUCUAGAAGCUAAGUCAAAACAUCUGACUUAACUGAAACAGCCUCUGAAGAGAUGUUUAUCUUGUUCUGACUUUUGGCUCAUUGUGGAGUCUGGGUGUCGAAAACAGCCAUGACUAAAAAAUAUUUUCUCGUUGGAGUGUUGCAGUAGUAAUGAUGUGGUAAUGAUGCUAAAAUUAGAGACUCCAGCUCUAAACAACCGCUCAGAGCCCAUGGUUUUUUCAGCGGAGUGAAAUCAUGAACAGAAUUCUCCCCUUUCCUGAAACAAUGAUUGAGUAAAAAUCCUCAUGAGUCACAGUUUUCUAUUAACACUCACGUCUUAAAAUGACUCCUUUUCCACUCGUUUUAUUUAGGUUCAUCCUCCUGCCUCUUGUGUUUUUCUUUUCCUGCAUAUUUCCAGAACACUCAGCUUUUGUUUGUGUCAAGAAGCAUGACACAUAUCUGACUGUCCUUUUACUCAUGUAGGUCAGAAACAUUCUGCUUAAAGCCAGCGCUAUCAAUAAGGAAUAAAAAGGAAUAUGAAAGCAGGUUUCAAGGAAAGACAUUAUGAUUGAGUAAGCAAACUUUCCUUGCCGUGGAUUGACAUUUCUGGUAAUGCCUUUAAAGACACCUCAUCUCUACCCUUAAUUUUACCUAGAGGGAAGAAUCCAUUUUGCUUUAUUCGGGUUGCAUCAGUUUUUCUGACACGGAUUGUCCUUGACUUGUUUCCCUUCAGGCAAGGAGAGGACUUUUUGUCCCAGCAAUAAAAUAGAGAGCAUUGUUUCUGUGUGCAACUUAUUUCACUGUUUCUGUUAGUAAAACCUAAAAAUCUCCAGAGGAAGCAGUCAUGUGGUGCCAUUUUUUUUCUAGUCUGCAUGUUGCCUUGCCAAUUGAACAGUAUUUAUAUAAUUACAGUGAGAGUACAUUUUAUUUGUUGACUUCGGCUUUCAGAGGAUUUUGUUCCUAUGGGAACAGUCUGUGAUUUAGAAGAAAUAUAUUUUCAUAGGUAGGUAGGUAGUAGGUAGGUAUACUUUAUUGAUCCCAUUGAUUUCAUCGGCCACCAUAUUAAUGUCUUUGAAUAAAUCUAAAGAUGAAACAUUAACUUUGGCAUGCACUGAAAUUAAAAGUCAAGUUUUCAUUUGAUACAGUGUAUUUAACACAGGAUUACUUUACCAUUACUGUUUUUUGAUUAGCCCAGGAAUGACUGUACAAGUUAUAGUGAGUGAUAUUCAAACUGAACUGCUCAUGUUUAAAGUAUAGAAACAUCCACAACCAUGUGACUCUGUAAAUAUUCAUCUCUUUUUGAUCGUUUUUGAAGAAUGGAGCUCUGGGAGACAUGUAAACUUGACUUGACAAAACCUGAUUACAUGUAGAUAUGAUAAAUAAAUCAAAUUAAACUUAAUUUAUAAAGUGUUUUUCAUACAGAAGGAUGUAACACAAAAGUCUUUGCUGUCUGUUAAAAGAUAGAUAAGAUAAGAAGAACUUAAUUCAUCCAUGAGGGAAAUGUGAUAAGGUAGUUACUUGAAUUAUUCAACAGUUUAAAAACUAUAUUGCAAGUAAGACUUUAAAUCAGUGAGACUGAUUACUUUGGUAUUCACUAAAAUUCCUCACACAGAAACCACAACAAGGAUGUUGGGGUAGAUGAGUCAAUGCAGUCAUUGUAGGUUUAAUGUGCUUGACUUCCAGAGUGCUGCAAGCUGGUAUGAUAAAGAAGAGUGUCAGGUUCUUACAUGUGUUUGAGUUCAAUUCUGUACAGGAUUUUAUUUCCACACUGUGUUGUCACACAGUGGUGCACUUAAUACAUGAAGGAGCGCUUUGACAGUUCAUCAGCUGACAGAUAGUUGGGGGGCAGUGCCACAGCACACUCCAGGGCUCAGAUCAGUGCUUUAUCAAUACACCUGUCAUUGUGUUUACUAUGAAUCUUUUGAACGGCACAGCAGUGACUGUAGAGGGGAAAUAAAAAGCUAAUCUGGCAGGUGUCCGCUCUCAUGCAAUGUUACUGUGGGCAGCUGUUUAACUCUGCCUUUGUUUACUAGUUGUUCUAGGGUAAACAUAUCAUGGAGCCAGAUAUGAGGCCUCUAAUAAAAUCCAAAUAUCUGCAUUUUAUUACAUAGUUCAUUUAGAUAUCAUUCCCACUUUAAAUUAUAUUUGAAAAAAAAAAAGGAUUGUGCAAGCUAGAACAUAUAAAAUCUAGAUUUAUAUGAACCCCCACACAAAUCCUCACCCAGAAUCACUGACAAUGACACUUAAUUUACUGUGGAUCAUUUAGCUUAAGGACUAAAUGAACAACGGUUUAUUAAAAGGCUGCAGCAAUAAUCUACUCAACUAAAAGGUUCAGUCUAAGUUAUAUUUCCAUUGUCAGCUUGAGGCAUGGGUGUGUGUGCACGCCUACAAACCAUGAAGUCUGGUCGAUGCCCUCUCAGUGGGUGACAGGCCUCGAGCAGAGCUGGGUGAAUCAGUGCUGCAGUACAAUCCCUGAUCUAUUUGCUAAGGAGACCUCAUGCAAAAUUGAUGUGAACUUCAAGGUCAUGGUGAGUUCAUUCAGAGCAUGCUCAGAUCAGUAUGUGCCUGCAGCAACGGACAACAAAUAGGAAAUAUUCUCCUGGACUCGGCUGGACUUACUGUAAGCUGCUCUUGACCUGAGCUUGGUGGUGGAUUCAGUGUGAUUCAGUUUGAGCUCAUCCUACUGACAGACCUGAACUCUUUCUGCCUCACCUCUCUGUAUCUUACCUGUACAGCCAUGGAGUAACUGUUAUAGCCCCAAUGAAUUAAUUGAAUUAAUGCUGAGGAAAAGAAAGCAUCAGAUAUCAGCAUUCAGAUAGCCCUUUCAUGCAAAUAUAUGACAGUUAAAAAACACUAAUGUAAUGAUAUUAUUGCUGCGUUCCAGUUACCUCGGAAGUCGGAGCUGAGAAUAAAUUACACUCAAGUUGACGGUGUUCCAGCAAACAAGUUGGAAAACCAAGAUGGACACCUACUGUUAGCCGUUGUUAGCUGUUGUUAGCGGUUGUCUGUUGUUGUUAGCGGUUGUUGCUGUUGUUAGCGGUUGUUGCUGUUGUUAGUUGUUGUUAGCUAUACCAGUUGUAAAAAACGCAUAACACAGUAUUUUACUCUUACAAACACCAUAGCACCGUGUUCACAGUUAGACAUUGGGCAGUACAACAUAUACCACUUAUUUAAUUUCACAAAAACAAAACAGAAGUGCUAAUAAAUAAUACAUUGUGAGAGCUUUCACUGUUACUGUUUAUGUUGAUGGACUGCGCUGUGAUCUUUAUUAUGAUCAUGAUGUUGUCGUCAAGUCGGGUUGGCGAGGAUUGUCUGACUUUGCGAGUCAGAAAUCCGAGUUCAGGGGGACGUUCCAGAUGGAUUUCUGACUCGGAGCUCAGAAAUCCUGACUUCCAAGUAAAACUGGAAUGCAGCACAAUUAUAUGUAACUUAACAGCAAAGCUUUCUAAGGCUAAAAUGAAGAGAAGGGAAAAAAAUGGUGGCUAGAGGAGUUGGCUGACCACAUGGCAACUGUACAAUCCCAACCCCCAUAACCCAACCAACACCCCAUCUACAAGGGUUGAAGGGAAUCCAGGUGAAAUUAUUUUUUUGUUUAAAAAUGUAAUAUGAUAUAUCAGUGCAUGUUUCAUGUACUGUCAGUAUCCUGAGUGUAGGGCGUAGUGAAGGAAUAUCAUUGCUGGAAAAGUGACAGAAUCUUACACGUUAAAUGGUUGGCAAAGACUGUAAAUGAAUAAUCCAAGUUACAAGAUGAAACACUGCGUCUUUUGUAGGCUGUCAGACAGGACACCAGGGAGAGUCAUGCUGCUUUUCAGACUUCAUGAAGCAUCAUUUUAACAGCUUGUUACUGUGCCUGGGAAGAAAUCCAUGAAGCCAUGGUGGAGUUUUUUGCUCGGUAUCACUUGGACUGCAAUUAUUAAGUCCUUUGACAAAGACAGACUUAAACAGAGUGAUCCAAUAGGUCUUUGAUUUCCAAAUGCUGUACAGAAAAAAGUAGUUUUUCAUUUGCAUUAAUGAUCUGAGAUUAAAUCCCAUUGGCCUUCAUGUGCUUAUAAAUCUGAUAAGGCUUGCUUCUCUGUCAAACGGUUACUGUCAGACCAGCAGACUGCUGAAUAAAAAGGAAAGUACUCUUCAAGUUCAUUCAAGGCAGAGAUAUUUGUCAAUAUUUUCUUUACGGUGGCGGCGAUGAUUCAUAACUUCUUGAACUAGGUGUCAGAACGCACAGCAGAGCACACAUCAGCUGAUUAGAAACCACUCAGAGAGAGGAUUAGUAAACAAAGCUUCACAGCCCUUUUAAAAGCUAUUCCAAUAACCCAAAAUGGUUUUAGUCAGCUUCAGUGUGUGAAUACAGACUAAAAUUCAAAAGCUUUUAUAAUAUCAAACUAUGUUAUUUAUUUAUUUAUUUAUUCUAUUUUCAGAGAGUUAUUUUUAGUUGGGAUUAUUCUGGACUACAGCUGUAAUUUUGUAACAGACAGGAAAUCCUGUGCUACCUGUGUAUUUAAAAAUAACAACAACAAAAAAUCAAGGUAAUCUUACUUUGCUCUGAAGCAGAAUUUUAUAAUUUUACCAACAUGAGACACCUUUUUAAUCUCAUAGAGCUCAGGUUACAUAAAGUGGACUAAACCAAGCAAAAAGGAGAAAAUCAGCAUCUUUACCGUCUUCUAUUUUCCCAGCAGACUGUGGGUGAGACAGUCAUUCUAGUCACUGUGAUCAGCAUACCGUUGUGCAUCUCUAGGGGAAUCAGCUACUGAUUGUGUUUGCAUUUUUCCAGAUGGUCCCUGAAUGGAACACCCAUCGAUCUGGGGAAUGACGACCGGCGUCGCAUGUCGGGGGGCAGCCUGAUCAUUAGUGACCUGGACAAGGACCAAGACGCUGGGGUUUACCAGUGCACUGCCUUUAAUACAUGGGGCUCCAUCAUCAGCCAUAAAGCCAGUCUGCAGUUUGCUUGUAAGUGGAGCUACAACUGAGCAGAGAUUUCUGGUGUCACUCUGACACAGUUAUGUCACGAUGCUUUUUGGUUCUCCUGGGUGUAGUCCCAAUGUUAUGUACUUAGCCUUGACCUUCUUUCUCUACUCUAUUCACAGUUUCUCUUUUAUUUAUCUGGUAGUCAUUAUUCAGUGCUGGACAUGGUAACUCAAACUCAGUUAAUUCUUUGAGUGGUUCAGAGUGUGAUCGCAUCCAUGCUUUGUGCACUUUGACUCAUAGUUUUGCCAAGUUAAGACAGCAGCAUGUCUUUGGAUGUACCUGAUGAAAUUUGAGUGGGCUUUUACCCACAGUAUGGAAAUGCUGUGAGAAUAAAAGACCUGUAAGAGGCCUACAAAAUAUAAUUGUUUUCGCAAGGCCUGACGGAUGGGUCAAGUAAGUUUUUAAGAACGUUCUAGACCCCAAACAUUACAAACAAUAAAAAAGGAUCAAAUGUACGACUCUAGUAUGAUCCUGCAAAAGACUUUUGAUUAAAACAUCAAACACACCAAGUUUUUUUUUUUGCAUUGAUAGGCUUAUGCAGAGUUGAAGCAGCUUUGCUCAAGAGUAUGAGUACAUUUAAACACAUUACCCAAAAAAAGGAGCGGAUCGAUUGCCCAGAUCUAUCAUCUUCAAUCUGUAGUGGCUGCUCUUUGUAGUUUAUGGGCCAGCCUUCCUGGUAAAGCAUGAGAGGCUCCUGCUUACAAAAGAAUCACUGCAGCUGCAGUGAGUUUGGCCUCUAGCUCACAAUGAUACAGUUAGUGGCCAGUUCACUCAAGUGAAGCCCAUUACUCUGCUACUGAGGUCAGAGCACAGAGAAGUGUAUCCCUCUCAGCAUUAGCCGAGCUUUAUCUCCCUCUCCUUUGCCAUUUUGUAUAAGGUCAGUAAAUAUGAUAUUCUUUUUUCUUAUCUACUGCUGUUUGUUUUGUUUGCUUGUUUUUUCUGUUAUUUUUGUUUCCUACAAUGUUUUGUCACCUUCCUCAUUUACGUUAGUGCUUGGGAACCAAUUUACUCACUAACUCAAUUACCAACUGACUGAUGUACUGACUAACAGACUGACUCACUUCCACAUGUAUUGACUGACCAGCAUUAACCAGCUGACUGACUUGAUUAGUGAAUUAUUGUCAGAGGCUCUCUGAAUUUGUCAUCUGCUCCUAAAAAAAAAUUAGUGACACAGUCAGUAUGAAUUGCUUUUAUGCUGCACUUUUAUGCUGCACUUUUCUUGUUAAAGGAGGUUUUAUUUCCUCUAUUACCCCUCCUCAGAAGCAGUAUUUAGGAAAUGGAGUCAUUAUCAUCUAAGACAGCCCAAAGAGAUCAGAAGGACAAGGCCCCUGCCUGUAUUUCAAGUCAGCCAUCUCCUCCUGUGGCCCUCUCUGUGUCCUGCCGUGACUUGGCUCGGUUUGAUCCCUCUGUGGUCAUCACCGAGCCACACAUUAAUCCUACCAACACUCUUUCCCAUUUCUCUCCAUAAUCCUCCUCCUUCUAAUUUCCCUUAUCAGUCACACGGACUUUCUUUUGUUUGUGUUUUGGAAGGCUUACUCUAGGCUGGCAGCCAGAGGGUGCAGACUGAGUACAGAGCAGAUUACAGCUGCUUCCCUCCAUCAGGCACCAGGCCAGGGAGGGUUCAUCAACACAGGUUUAGGUUUGGAGUAUUGAUGAUGAAAAGCCUGAUCAAUCCGUCUUAUUAUUUGUAACUAAGAUGCUUGUAAAAGCUUCUCAGGUUGUCGGGGGGGUACCGCAUGGACUUUUAUAGUACAAUAUUAAAGUCCCAGUGUCCAAGAUACAGCAUCAAGACAGACCAACUGAGAAUAUGUGAAGAGACUUAGGGAAAACAUGUCACCCACUGUCACUGGGUUCUUUUUAAUGAAAACCUUGAUCUUACAAAUAAGGGCUGUCACAAUACACUAAUUUUAAAAUAAUAAUAAUAAUUAUAUUCUGCUUAAAAUAAGCAUAUCAUCGCUUUCCAAUGAAAAACACUUACCUCCACUUUUUCAAAACAUGCAUGGUCCAUAAUCUUCCCUAACAACCCGUAGCUUUGGGUAUCUAAAUAACCAAUGGAAAGAUAUUUUAUAUCAUUAUCAGUAUCACCAUUGGGUGUCGGAAAUGUCAACAAAGCACGUAUCUCCUGCCCUGGCCCUGCGUUGUCAUAUCAGCAAACAGACUGUGAUAUGAGUUUUAAGAAGUCGUCAAGCCUCGUCAUUAUCUUACACAGAUUUUACACUGUGACAGACUCAUUACAGUCCAGGGUAAUGCUACACUAAUGUCCUCACAUUGACUAAUGCUGACUUAAAACUUUUAUUCUAACCAUGACAGUGUUGCUUACCUGUACGUUAGAUUUCUUAAACUGAAGUUCAUCUCCAGAGGCAAAGCUGCUGCUGUUUUCUCUCACACACUUGUUGACUAUCGUAUUAAUGAGUUGUGUUUCUGCUAUCUUUUAAUUUCUUCACUGGUACUGAAGUGAAAUCAGAGCCAGAGUUUUAUUGAAAACCAAUUUAAUUAGUAGCAUAAGAACUCAUAGUACAUUUUUCAGUUGUUUUUUCAGUAUACCUGCAUCAGUUGCAGACACUAGUGCAUGUUAAAUUUGGAGUCGUGACUCAAAAAGGUUGAUAACCAAUGUGCUAUGUGGAAAUGUAGGAUAGCCCGCUAUCAAUAGUUUAUCAACAUAGUGGGAUAUAAACAGGAUACUUGAAGCUGGUAAAUAACUGAACAUCAUUGGAGUACAAUUAAAAAACACGUAGCUAUGUCCACUAUCACUCACAACGCAAAGCAUGUAAGUUUGUUUAAAAUAUCAAACAGGUUACUGAUGACUGUGUAAAUAUAGAUUUUGGGUCCCUAUUGUGUCUAAUUAACAGUGUUUUGGGUUUAUUAUGUAAGGUAGUUUAUGAAUAAAAUUGUUUUUUAAUGUUCCUGAAAAAAACAAAUAUUGGAGAUACAUGUUUUUUAUUGGACAGACGAUAUGAUAAUACCGUGAGUUCAUAGUUGUGGUCCUUUAUGCUGGUUAUUUUAUGUCUUUUAACAGUGGUUGGACAAAGAAGUAUAGCAGCUGUAGGAGAGCUAGCUGUAUCAGUCCUUUGAGAGAUGAUUCAGUACUUCUUAAGAUUUAUUGUGAAUCCAAAAACAAAUUUACAGCUGGUGGCUUUUCAGGUUACUAAUCACCUGAACAUUUGUACUUCCUAACUGUUUUUUUUUAAAACUGUUUUCAUCCGGUUUGAUAAUUUAUGACCUUCCAGAAAUAAAAGCAUAAUUUGACCAUGCAUGAAAUAAAGCAGCCUGUGCGCUUGAUAGAAAAAUAAAUAAAUAAGUGUAUGAUCAGUUUUUUUAUGAGGCAGUGUCCUCUACAAAGAAGUUUCGGUCACACGGCUGGAAAUAAAGAUAAAUCAUAAGUUGUUAGGACUGGUUGAUGGCAGGUGAAGUAAUUUUGUGGAUUAGCUAAAUCGAUUAAUUUAUAUGAUGCUCCACAACUUUCUGGCCUCAAUUUGUCUGAUGAUGUUGUUUUACCAUCAAGUUUUCCAUGAGUGUUGUGAUAACAUCCUCAUCACCUUUUUUUUUUUUACAGCUACAGCUUGUAAGGUGUUCAUCUGAUACUGUGACAGCCUCUUUACGGACUACAGAAAAGCCCACAUUUAACCAAUUUUGGUGUCUCACGUUAGUGGUUUUUAUUUUUCAUUUCAUGCUGCUGUCUUACACUACUUCAUUCUUGUCUGAUUCAUCAGAUCUCGACAACUUUAAAACUCAAACUGUGAGGAGUGCUGUUAAUGUCCGUGAGGGCCAAGGUGUGGUUCUGUUAUGUGGACCACCAGCACACUCUGGAGGUAAGUCUGCUUCAUCUUCGUAAGCCCCUUUUUCUGCCUGCUGUCUGUUAUGUGUUAAAUGUCAUGAUAGGAAUUCACUCCAUUUGAAUAAAAGAUCACUCCUAAUCUCUAACUCUUUUCACUGAGCACGCUCGGCAAUUGACCUCAUCUGAACACAAAAUACCUUGAGGUGGAUGUCUAGAUGAAUGUUCCUUUAAUUGUAAUAACAAUUUUUCAAUCAAAGCAAAAUUCAUUUAUUUUUUCUUAGAUUACUGGAGUCUUGUGAAAAGAGUUUUGAAUUUUUCCAAAACACUCUAAUCUUUGUGUCUUUCCUUAAAACAUAGCAAUCUGAACAGUUAAGCUUUUUUCUAUUUAACCAGCUUCUUGCUACAGCUUUAAACCGAAGCACUUCCACACACACAUGUGAAGUAGUUCAGCAACUUUUAAAACAAAUGUUUUUUUUUUAGGUAAGAGAUCAUUUAGCCAGUAUCUAUCUGCAAAGAAAACUGAAGACAUGAACCGUGUUUGCUGCCCAGCUUGUCUCUCUCUGGUACAGUAGCUUGCACAGUGCAACUACCAAUUUCCUUGACUAGAGUACGGUUCAUAACACAGAGUCCAGUGCUGCAGGUCUAUGGUAUAAUGGGUCUGAUUACUAAGUGUGAAAUUAAGUUUGACAGCUGUCCUCUGACACAGGCUUUGCACAGUUUGCUCCUAUAACUACUGCACUAUUGAGUGUUGUCACAUUUACAGAACUAAGUAGAAGCUGCGAUUCCCCACUUGCCCUGUUUUUGCCUCUCGACUCCCUCCUCUUCACUUUUGAAUAUCAAAGCAUUCAUUUGCCAUACAAUCUUGUAAACUUCUCAUCUCAAUACUAGAGCAGCUUAUCUAUUUUUUAUUACUCUUCAUUGACUUUGAACUCUGCAGAAGCUUUUUCUCCACAACCACAUUAGAGAUUUGACAUUCACCAAUAAGUUAGUCAUUUAAAGGGCUCUUUUUAAGUGAAGGAUGCGAACCAGUUCAAAGCUUAGACCAAAGACUGUGUAUAGAAUAGACGUCUUCUGCCUCCUCGCUGGGUGAAGCCUCUGUGAGAACAGCACCCUCUGGUGACGGGCUGUUGUAUAGGUCAUAAAUUCCUCCUCCUCAUACAACUUUUUUUUUUUUUACCUCUGAUACAAUACUGAUAUUGUAGCUUUCAGUAUUGUCCGAUACCGAUAUUGAUUCAAUAUUAGCACAAACUUUUGCAUGACAAGUUUUGCACUCAGCUGCAAUGUCUUUUCGGCCUUUAAUGAAAAAUACUGCCACAGGGCUGACAUCACUCCUACUCCUUGGUACUUGGUACACACUGUUGUUGUGAUCACAAGGGCUCUACAUGCUGGAUCGAGGUGCAGGAGCGGAGUCUGGAAUGGACUGCCUGUAUCAGAGUGCUGAUAUAGGAGAUUUUUCUGAUAUAAUCCGAUUUUCAAUUUUUUGCUGAUAUCAGACAGAUAUCCCAUAUCAAUAUCGUAUCAGGACACCCCUAGCUGAAAUUUUAGAAAUUUAUUACACAGAAUAUAAUUUUUUUUCCCCGUUGGUUGCAACGUUGACAUGUAGUUACAGUAAGACUGGUUUGUGCUCAAGUCCUCUUUUUUCUGUACAGCUACAUUUUUUAAAGUUAUUAGGGGGUUCAUGUUUUCUAUGAUUGACACUUGAUAUAGCUUAUGGGCAUAUGAAAAUUGUGUAGCGAGCCCGGGGGAUAUGCUGUUUAAGCAGAGCGUCAUCACAGCGACUCUAUCACUGAGCGCUACUGCACUGGGCGACUUCUACCCUGGUUGUCUUCUAAAAAGUAAAUCAAUAUAACAACGAGCAGGUCUUCUGAAUAACUCUUUGAAAGGAAUGGCUUCUAAAGAUCUGGCUCCCUUCAAAGAGCUAUAAACCUCUAAACCACAUACAUUAUCUCAUCACUCAGGUUGUUACAGUCCAUGAGGACAGGUCCAAGUUCAGACCUGGACAACUAACUUCACAGGACUCAGUAACCUAGCAAUGUCUUAAUGGAGUGUAGGAGUAGGUGUAGAUUAUGUUAAAGAGUGGAUGCAGGGCAGAAGUGCAGACUACAGCAGCUAAGCAAAAUGUUGACUAUUAGGGGCACUAUUUCACCCUGGUGGUUGAUUUGAGCCCAGUGUCUGGACUGAAGGGUAUGAAAAUGUAUCAUACUGUGCACGAGACUCCAGAAGUUUUUUUUUUUUUUCAUUAUGUGGGAUUGUCAGAGGUUUUAGCCAAUUAUCAGCUAAGGCUGUUUAGCAAAAUAAUGUUUCUAAUGAGGCGGGACAGUUGACCAACCCACCAGCGUGUCAAUUAAAGUCAGCGCUGCUGCAUUUUGUUAGGCCUGUGGAUCUUUAAAAAAAGAAAAAAAAAAUAUUCAAUUGCUUUAGUUUUAGGAAUUUAUUCAUGCAGAGGUUUUUUUUUCUACAUGAAAGCCACAAUGAAAUCACUUCUCAUUUGACUUGAAAUUGUACGGCAAUAUCCUGCCACAGUUUGAUACAGAUACAUUGUUCAAAUGUAGGCUAGACUGGCUCUGACUAUGAGACUCAUGCUUGUUUAACAGAAGGAGCUUCAUAUCUACAUCACUGCCCCCAGCUGAGACACUCUGUUCCAUCAAAAAGCGAGGAGGCUUGCAGACGGGGGGACUUGAGGGUCACUGCAUACACCUUUUGUCACUGAGCAUUUCACCUUCAAAAUGUUAGACUGCGCCAGACACGAAACUGUGCAGUGAGUCCUUCUAAAUAUGGCAAAAAAUGAACUGAUUCCUCACAGCAUGCUUCACCUUUUCAGGGUUGACACUGCUUCUGAGGGAGUAUUGCAUUAUGUAACACCUACCAUACAUCAGUCCAUUAACCCCUCAAUCCAUCCUUCCAUUAGUUUAUGCCUCCCCUGAGCCAACCGUGUCACCCAGGGACCAGGAGAAUGGAGGCCAUGUGUCAAGGGAGGGCCAUUGGCGUACUAUAAUCCAUUUUGUUUCGCUCCCUUUACUUAGAUCCCAUUUCUUCUGCACUGGCAGUUUCAACAUUUGCACUACUAUUUCUCCCAAAAUAAAACCAGAUAAGGAGAGGACAGGUUCGUGAAGUGUUUGCAUCUUAAGGCCACCGUGUGUGUUGUUUCUCUUGGUUCAGCUGCCCAAUAAAUGAUGAUCAAUGUUUCUAAAAUGCUGUAUGUGUGGAGUCAAACAGGCUAAGAAGCUGCUCCAGGUUAAAAUGAUGUUCUGUCUUUUUCCAGAGUUGACAUUUGCUUGGAUCUUCAAUGUGUACCCGUACUUCGUCCAACAAGACAGUCGUAGAUUCAUUUCUCAAGAAACAGGGAGUUUGUACAUCGCGAAAGUGGAGCCCUCAGAUGUCGGCAACUACACCUGUGUGGUUAACAACACUGUCACUAAGGAAAGGGUGCUCAGCUCUCCUACACCACUGGUUCUCAGAAGUGAUGGUAAAUGCUUCAAAUUAUAAGAAACUUUUAUGCUGAACUCCACUGCUUUAUCCAUCUUUCAAACAAAUUUUAGUUGGUCUGUUGACAACUUAAUGAUUCUGUUGACAGCUCUAUGUUUCAGCGGUUGAGCUGUCCUGAAUAUUGGCCUCACUUGCUGACAGAGAAAGCUGCUCCAAAUUGGAUGUCUGAGAAUUCAGAGCCCAGAAAGUGAUAAGCUCUAAAGAUGAUGUGCUGUGUUGACAUUUAGGGUUGACAACAGCUAACUGCCUGAGAGGCAAUCAAGUAAAGAGUGAAGUACAAUUUUAGUUUCCCUCCAGUUAAUGUAGUCUGUGUGUGUGUGUGUGUGUGUGUGUGUGUGUGUGUGUGUGUGUGUGUGUGUGUGUGUGUGUGUGCGUGUGGGCCCUUCAGUGGUUAAAGGAAUAUUCUGGUGUAAAUUUAAGUCAUGCUCAAACACACUGUAACACCGAGUUAGAAACCACCUCAAGAGAUGAAUGUUUUCGACUGCUAGCUUCUCUAGUUAUACCAACUUUAGCAACGACCGCACAAUAGCAAUACACAGCGGUCUGCGUCUCCAUGCGCAAACCUCAAAUGAAAAGCCACUCAUAGCCCUGACGAGUCGAUCACUGACUUCAGCGGAAACUUUAUGAUCAUCACUUCAUGGAAAUACAAUCAGAACAAGAUGCUAAGGCAGAAGAACUACCACAUCUGCAGUGCACACUCAAGACACACAAGAACUCUGAUUGCAUUUCCAUGAAGUAAUAAUCACAAACGUUCUUCCUUGAGCUGCGAAACUCCGCUGCACUUGGUGAUCGACUCGUCAGGGCUCCCCACAAAAAAGCGGCUGCUGGAGGAGAGUGGGUGAGUUGUGUUUCGUCUCUUUGCUAAAGAAACCAGGCAAAGCUGAAAAGAUGUUUGGUGGCUAGUGCUAUGGCUAGGGUAUGUACUGUUGAUGAAGUGCUGUUCUGAGCAUUAUUUGUGGCUAUAGAGUGGCUUUUUGGUUGAGGUUGGAGAUGUAGAUCACUGUGUAUUGCUAUUGUGCAGUCGUUGCUGAAGUUGAUAUAAAUAGAGAAGCAAGCAGUCGAUAACAUUAAUCUCUCGAGAGGGUGUCUAACUCAGUGUUUUGGUGUGUUUGACCAUCACUUAAAUUUAUGCCAGAAUAUCCCUUAAAUGCAUCUAGGGUUUCUAGCUGACCUGCUGUGGUAUGCGUAACGUGUGAUGUUAAUUAUGUAUUUGAAAAAAGGUCACCUACCUUUUUUUUCCCUUUUUGUAGGUGUGAUGGGUGAAUAUGAACCCAAAAUAGAAGUUCAUUUCCCUGAUUCAGUUCCAGCUGCUAAAGAUUCGGUGGUGAAACUUGAAUGCUUUGCUCUUGGAAAGUAAGUCAGCCUCAUUUAUGUGUGUCAAGAGCUUUCGGCUCCUCAGUAUAGUGCUACUUAAAAUAAUUAAUGAAUACACAAGUACACAUUUAUUGGUAGCAAGGGCAGUAGUAUUUUAAGGCAAAUGGGUAAAACUCAAAGUUUUGUCUGUGGUCUGAUUUGCAUGGAAUAAUUAUUCCCGGGACGCUUGCUUUAGCCACCUUUCUUAAGGUCCUUAACCAAAAUUCAACUAUUGUCUGUCUUUUAAAGCCCUGUCCCAGAAAUAAGCUGGAGGAGAACCAGCGGCAUCCCUUUUCCCAGAGAUGUCAAAAUGAAGAACUCAAAUGCUGUUCUUGAAAUCCCCAAUUUGCAGCAAGAAGACGCAGGAAUGUAUGAGUGCAUGGCAGAGAACAGGCGAGGCAAAAAUGCUGCACGGGGUCGUAUUUCAUUCCAUGGUAAGUGGUUAAUUUCAAAUAGAGUGGCAGUAAAUGCAGAGAUACAAAUGACGUUGUAUAAAGUAUCUCAUGCUGAAUUACAGUGGUACAGAGAGCUUCAGCAUGGAUGUGUACUUCACAAAAGAAUAGAAACUUGUUGGCAAAGAAAGAUUUAGAAAAAAAGGCACAAACCCCAAUUCCAGUCAAGCCUUCCCCUGCAGUCUGCAAUGUUCACCGCCGAGAGUUUACACUGCAUCUAUGACCAACUUUCUUUAUUACUCAAGAGUUAACUCAGAAAAGCUGAAUGGUAGUUUAUCUUAAAAGUACCUCUUGGCUCUCAUUGCUUUUUUAUUGCAUGACAACAACCCAUGGUCGACAGGACACAUUUAUUUCAUCAAAAUGGACUGUGGUAGCUGUUGAAGUAACAACUGAAUUAACAAACCAACUGCAAAGUGAAAUGCUGAAAAAUCAGUGCAGCAUACCAAGAUGAGUGUUUGGAUCUGAGCGGUAAAGUGCUGAGCUAACUGGCACCCACUGUGGCAGCUACUCCUUCAUGUGACAUCUAACCCAUCCAGCCCCAGCUCAAAAAUAGCAAAGUAACCCAUUUAAGUCAGACAAGUUUAGUAUUUUAAAGAAAAUGUGAACUUAAUGUUUAAAUAUUCAAUUUUAUGAAAAAAAUAUAUGUUCUUUAUAUGUUAAAUGUAAAAUCAACCUCUCUCUUACACAAUCUGCUUUAUAUAUGAUUAAAAAAGGAAACAACUGACUGUAAAUGUUUCCAAUAGCAAUGCACAUGCCACUGAGAUACAUAAGAACAAAAAUGAUUCAAUUAAAAACUGGACUCCAGUAGCUGCUUAGAUUCUUACUGAGGCUGGAAACUGUAAGUUGCUGUUAAAAUCUGUCUUUGAGACUUACAAUAAAUGAUCAAAUAACAGAAUGAUAAUGACCUACAAAACACUUUUGCCACCAAGAAAUGUUGCAUGGAGACAGCAUAAGAGAAUGGACUGAAUGGCUCAGCAAAAGGGUAAAUAAAUGGCACUCAAGCUAGUUCAAGCAAAGAGCAUAGAUAAAAGUCAUCUGUGAAAUGUCAGAGGUCCGAGAGGCAUUAUAACAUCAUCGUAGAGGAUAGUUGAGACGUGCUGGGUUGAAAAAAGUAAAACAGGACCAUUUUUGAUUGGCAACAACUACCAGAGCCACCCUCUGCUUCUGAAAAAUCUUUAACUCGCUGCUGGUUGAGCACAGCAGAAGGUCGACCCUCGUAAGUGCUGGUUUCUGCCUCCUGUACAGAAACGUUUGUUUGAAUGUUUGAUUUCAUUUUAAGAGUGGGUGCUAAAUGAACCCUCAAAUGCAUGCCAUCUGCCACCAUCCAAGUUCUUGCAUCUGGUCAUUAUGACUUCCUGGCUUUGCCAGACUGUAUAUAAACUGUAUGUAGACUGUAUAUAGUAUUGUCUAUAAUUAUAUACAGUUUAUGGUUAACUAUUUUGUAGCUAAUAUUAGUUAGUUGACACAUCAAUAGUGAAGAUAAAGUCACAACUUUAAAUUACCACUUUUAUCACAAUUGAUUUAAUUUUCUUUGAGGGCAACACGAUAUGUACUCACUAGAUAUGUACUCACUAUAUGCACUCACUAGAUAUGCACUUACUAGAUAUGCACUUUCUAGAAAAGCACUCACUAGAUAUGUACUCACUAGAUAUGCACUCACUAGAUUUACACUUUCUAGAAAAGCACUCACUAAAUAUGUAGUGACUAGAUAUGCACUCACUAGAUAUGUACUCACUAGAUAUGCACUCACCAGCUCUGCUGAAAUUGCCUGGAUUUCAGGAUCCAAUGCUUACAGACACCAACAGUUUUGCUCCAGUGCUAACAGGAAAAAGUAAAAUGUGCCAGGACUUUAACGUAUGCUGAUACGGUAGAAUGUGUGUGAUCUGGUGGUCUGCUGUGUUGUUUUUGUUAUGCAGUGUCAAUAACCAUUCUCAAGAGAGGUUGCCAAAGGGUUUUGACUAGAUGAUAGUACAGCUGCUUGUCGCAUAUUGUAAAAGUGAACUGAACUUGCCACAUGUUUUAAUAGUAAAUAAACUUUAACAUAAAGAUGAAUCAAAAUAAAAACGUUUUGUCCUUAUUAUAUCGCAAUACUCUUGUAUUGCAGUUAAACUUUCAUGAUUUAAUAAAAGGUUAUCUUUAAUGACUUUCUGUUUUCUGUCACUAAUCUUUACUUAUCCUAUGUGUCUUCACAUAAAAUUGUUGAUUAAUGACAGAACUUUUGAUUUACUUAAAGCUAAACCUCACUGGAUCCAGACUAUGAGGGACAUGGCUCUGUCUAUUAAAGAAAGUCUCUUCUGGGAGUGUAAGGCCAGUGGAAAGCCAAAGCCGUCCUACAGUUGGCUGAAGAAUGGGCAGCAAAUGAUGUCUGAGGUAUGGCGAUUCCUUAGAACCAUUUUCUGUGUCUGUGUGCAGGUUUUCAUCGUCUAAUCCCUUCCCUCAUUUCAGUACAUAUGUGAAAUGGUACAAGGCUUAUUAUCUCCUUUUCCCUUCUUUUCCUCCACUGCUGUCCUCCUUUCAUGAUGCCUCUCUAAUUGCUGCUGUGCUUUCAGAUAUAAUAGACUGGCCCUAAACAAUAUAUAAACAAAAGUGUUCUUCUUUUCCACAGGGCCGGGUACAAAUUGAAAAUGGUGCCCUUUCUAUAUCCGAGUUAAACCUGUCAGACUCUGGGAUGUAUCAGUGUGUAGCUGAAAAUAAACAUGGAAGUGUUUAUUCAGGUGCCCAGCUAAUGGUGUUAGGUAAGACUGCAUUCCUUCUUCUGCUUUUACACUGCUGCUGUUUCUGUAUAUAUAAUCAUCUCUUAAGACAGGAGCAGACUGCUGUCUCUCUUUACCUGUCAUUCUGCUAGCAUAUUGUCUGUCACUGAGGGCUCUGUUAAACUGUGGAUCAGAUGGAGAGUCAUUUUUCCACACUGAUUGGAAGACUAUAAACAAGUUUUCUGUGUCAUUGCGCUUGGUGUUUCAUGUAGAUGGGGUAUUUAAUAAGGAUGUUCCAACAAGGGUACCUCACGAUUCAAUCCCAUUUCAAUUAUGGGAGCUUCGAUUCUUUGAUUGUCCAAUUACAAUGAUUGUCGAUUUGAUUUGAUUAUUGGUGCCACGAUUCUUUAAUUAUUGCCAUUUUUAAUGCUUUUUUUCAUACAAGAUGGAUUUUGUCUUCAUCUGUGGCUACAUUUGUAAAUAAAUAGCCUAUCAAUUAACUCAGUUACUCUAAAACUACACAAUAAUAAGGUUUUUUGAACUUUUGACUUGUAUUUUUCAAAGACACAAAAUAUUUAAUUUUUUGACUCGUGAUGCAUCGGCACAUCAAUGAAUUGCACCCACCUCUAGUAUUUACUUAUUUGCAAAGCUUUGAUGACUUACAUCUGACUGGUUCAAUGAGUGCCCUGGUACACAGCAAAAACACAUGGGGGUCAAGGUGGUUGCUGACAUCCCAAUGAAUGUGAACAACAGCCUCAAAUUUAAAAACAUUUCCAGAUCUAAAACUUGCUUGGAUGUUUUGUGUGUAACUCAGGAUGGAGUUGCAGGUGGAACCAUUGCCAGUGCCUACAAAGCUAUUCUAAAAAAUGUAUUCAUGUUACCUUCACUCAUGUUUUCCCUAUACAGCUUCACCACCCAGUUUCUCCAAGAGUCAUUGAAGGCCUUGAUAAAGGCUCGAUUAGGCACUGAAGUAACACUUGAAUGCAAGCCGAAUUCAAUUCUGCCUUGGUACACAGCAGAAACACAUUGGGGUCAAGGUGGUUGCUGACAUUCCAAAUGUGGUGAUGAAUGUGGACAACAGCCUCAAAUUUAAAAACGUUUACAGAUCUAAAACUUGCUUGGAUAUUUUUUGUGUAACUCAGGAUGUGGUUGCAGGUGGAAAAAUUGCCAGUGCCUACAAAGCUAUUUUAAAAAAUGUAUUCAUGUUACCUUCACUCGUGUUUUUCCCUAUACAGCUUCACCACCCAGUUUCUCCAAGAGUCCAUUGAAGGCCUUGAUAAAGGCUCGAUUAGGCACUGAAGUAACACUCGAAUGCAAGCCUGAGGCCUCACCCCCAGCAAUUAGUCUGUGGAAGAAAGGGAGUGAGAUCCUGCAGCAAAAUGAAAGGUAGGUCAAAAGUCCAAGCUCUUGAUCAUAUUCAACACCUGCAGUAAAGUGCAAGAAAAAUUGUGCACAGCUAAUAUACCACUCACACCCUCAUGUGCAGAUAUCUUAGUAUGAGCGGUGAAGGUGCCGGCUGGUCUGUCAACACUCCAUGCAUGAAAUAUUUGAGAAGAUAGAAGAUGAGCACAAAGCCUCUGCAAAAGAUACACCUGUUGUCCUUAAAAUGAAGCAAGGAAGAGUAAAGCAAACUUGGAGGUUUUGAUUGAAAGAUUUAUCAAAUGAGCAAAGAAAGCCUUCGUGAUGGAAUUGAACGCAGAAAUAUCACGUGGGUUAUACAUACUAGCAUGGCUUUGCGGCAGUCAUUGGUGCUUAAUUUAGUUUAUUGCCUUUUGCUGUCAUAUGACUUGUGGAAUGGAUCAGAGGUUAAAAUGAGCACCUGAACAUAUUUCACUUCCAACCAACAUGCCAAUCAAGCAUUUAAAAAAUCCAAAAUCAAGUCAGAGACAAGACAUGACUCAGCUCAUGCAGACAUUUAUCAUCCUGUUACCCUGGUUGGAGGGAGUGAAAAAAAUCGUUGAUUGUGUGCACACACAUACACACACAAACACACACACACACACACACACACACACACACACACACACACACACACACACACACACACACACACAGAUGUUUUUAAAAAUGUUGUUUUUGUUAAAAGCUGCUCUGCUUCCCUUAGGAUUACUUUGCUACCCAAUGGGACGUUAAAGAUCUCUAAUGUGACCAAACUGGAUGCAGCCAGCUACACAUGCUUUGCCAGGAAUCAGUUUGGGACAGCAAGCACUACUGGAAGACUGCUUAUCACUGGUGAGUUCAUAUCAAAGUUAAAUUUAAUCCCAAGUGUAAUUGAAUUUAUUAUCUGAAGCGCUUAUACUCCUGCUACUUUUAACCCACUGUAAAGCUAAACAAGUUGGAAAUACUCAAGCAAAAUUCACAUUGAGAAGCAGAAAUGACUUAAUAUACUUUAAGUUAAUUUAUUGUUUAGUGCACUGAAUUGUUUUUAUUUCUGUGAAAUGUCAGAGGUCCGAGAGGCAUUAUAACAUCAUUGCUGAGGAUAGUUGAAUUUUUGAAUUUUUAUGUCAUGCAUACCAAAAUUAAUUGAUUUGGUGAUACUCUUUAAACGAAAAUCCAAACACACUAGUCUUUACUUAAAAGAAUUAUCUCUGCUAAACCCAUAGCCCAGUGAAACCUUAUUAAACAAUGUAAGUGUGCUUUUCUUUAACAGUGAAGGGAAAAAUAAACAAUUCUUUAUCAGCUACUAAUGUACAAGAAAAAAAAACACACAUUUCACUGAAUGUUAAGAUGUACAGAUACAGUCUGAAACAACCUCAACAUUACAGUAGUUUUAUAAAAACUAGCUGACAAAAUCAAUCACAAUGUGUGACAGGAGUGUUGAAACUGUCCAAAAUGAUCCCCCCAGAGUAGAAACAACAUAUGAACAUCAGCCAUACAUACUGUUCAAACAGCUAACAGGUUCUCUCUUACUUCCCAUGAGUUACAGUGCAGAGUAAUAGAAAUCAACAGGAGCAGAAAGAGGGAUGUAUUGUGAACACACACACGCCUUAAAAAAAUAAAUACAUAAAAUAAAAAAUUCUGACUCAGCAGACAAGGUUUGAGAGGUCUGUGAUCAUCAAGACACAUUUGAUUUUUCAGACCAAAUGUAAACAUGUGGAAGAGUUUCUUUGGGUAGUUUUAUGCAAUCCUGAGAUCAAACUGAAUAUCAUAAGGAGCGUAUCAGCCGAUCUUUCUUCUCACAACAAUGUCAUCUUUAGUCACUAUAGAAAUGCUGUCAGGGUUAGACUGGAUUGUACUGGUGGGGUCUUCAUUGGCAACAGUGGAGAGAGAAAGGAAAGUCUUCAGUGUCCAGCUCAUCUUCGCACUGCAACACAUACACACAAAUAAUGCCGAUAAGUAAAAUUCUGUCCCAUUCUUGCUUGAUGGACCGCUACAGCUGAUCCACAGUCAUGGGUCUCUAUUGUGGUAUUUUGCCCUUCAUAAAUACUCCACACAUUUUCAAAGGGAGACAGGUCUGGGCUGCAGGCAGGCCAGUCUAGUACCUGGGCUCUUUUACUCUUAAGCCCCGCUGUUGUAACUCUCCCUCACAGAUGUGACAGUUAGCCAUGGGCACUAACAUACCACCAGACCAUCACAGAUGCUGGCUUUGACCUUUGACCUGAGAACAGUCUGGAUGGUCCUUUUCCUCUUUAGCCCGGAGGACACCACAUCCAUGAUUUCCUAAAACUAUCUAAAUGUGGACUCAUUAGACCAAAGCAGACUUUCUCACUUUGGGUCAGUCUGGUGGUCCUGAUCGUUGUUGAUGUCUGUCUCUGUCCUUACUUGGUAGAGACUGAACUUGUAGAUGUCGAGACUAACUAUGCACACUGAUAAUGGUUUUCUGAAGUCCAUCUGAGCCCACAAAGUAAAAUCCUUUACAGAAUCAUAAGAGUUUUUGAUGCAGUGCUGCCGGAGGGGUCAAAGCUCACAGGCAUUAAGUGUUGGUUUUUGGCCUUGCUGCUUACCUGAGGAAAUUUCUCUGAAUCUUUUGAUGAUAUUCUGGACUGUACAUGAUCAAAUCUCUAAAUUCUUGCAGUUUGUUGAAAAAUGUUUUAAAACUGUUGGACUAUUUGCUCACUCAGUUGUUAAAGUUGUGAACCUGGCCCCAUCCUUGCUUGUGAAGGAAUGGGCUCUUCAGAGAUGCUCCUUUUAUACCCAAUCAUGACCCUCGCCUGUUUUCUAAUGAACCUGUUCACCUGUUGAAUGAUCCAAACUAGCCUUUGUUGAGUAUUCAGUUGAACUUGGGCAGAAAAGGACACAUUUUUGUAUUCUGUUUAUUCAUGUUUUACACAAUGUCCCAACUUUAUCAAAACUUAACUUUAUUAAGAAGAAAUUUACAGUAGAAAGUACUUUUACAUCAUCUGAACUGACAACAUAUAUUGUGACGGAUGCAGAAAUAUAAAAAUGCAAACAUAACCUUAGACAUUUGAAGUGAUUAUUCAGUUUGAUCCAGGAUAAACAGAGCCAAUCAAAGAUAUGAAACAAUUUUCAUUAUUCUAGUACAUUUACCUCUAAUCCCUCUUUUCAUUACACAUGCUGGUAGCCUGAAUUGAGUUUGUUGACUGAGUGUUUUCAGCAGUUCUUUCUUCAUCUUUUACUGGAUAAAAAGUAAGCCUUGGAAUUGUUUACAGUAUAUUGGCCAUGUAAAAAUUACUUUCAACAAAUGCAUGUUGGAAAAAAAUCUGUUUGCUUAGUUACCUUUUAUAAAUAGGGGCGUUAAAUAUUAGAAUAGAAUCUUAUCUCACAUUGUUUCUAUGAACUUCCACAGUUUUUUUCCACCGUGGUGGCACAGUUAAAUUUUUGGAUUACCCAAAGAAACUCUUCCAAACGUUAACCUUUGUUCAGAAAAUAUAAGUGUGACUUCUUGAUAGUAGAUCACUCAAACCUUCUGUGCUGAGUCUGAAAAAUGAAGUAUCUAAAUGACACAAAGGGACCUGGGUGAGGAGGCGGCACAGUGGUGUAGUGGUUAGCACUGUCGCCUCACAGCAAGAAGGUCCUGGGUUUGAAUUAGGGUCAGGGCUUUUCUGUGUGGAGUUUGUAUGUUCUCCCAGUGUCUGCGUGGGUUUACUCUGGGUACUCUGGUUCCCUCCCACAUCCCAGAAACAUGCAGAAGUGGGGUUAGGUUAAUUGGUCACUACAAAUUGCCUGUAGGUGUGAAUGUGUGUGUGGAUGGUUGUUCGUCUCUAUAUGUCAGCCCUGCGAUGAACUGGGGACUUGCCUUUGCCCCAAGAUACUGGGGCAAGUAUCUGAACAGGAUAAGUGGUAGAAAAUGGAUGGAGGGAUGGAUUUGCAUGUGAACCAUACAUCCCUGUAUAUUAAGAUGGCUAUCUAAACGAAGAAUCUCUUGGAAGCUUCUGUUGAAUUGUUUCAGAUUGCAUUGAUAGUGUUUCUAUUACACUCAGGCGUCUCUAUGUUUCAGUGCAGUUCAUCAGAUGAUGCUCCAGACACUCCCUCCCACUAUAAUCAGCCAAUAAAAGGCACCUGGUACUCCCAUCACAACAAGGCCCCAAGUCACUAGCCAAACUCUCCUCCUCUGAUGCCCCCUAGUGGUGGAAUGAAUAAUUAAACUCUAUCAGAUCUGCUGAGUCUCUUUCUACCUCUUAAAAAAGCUCCAGACUCAGCUCUUUAGAGAACACCUGAGCUCUUAAACUCAGCUCUUCUCCCCAGAGGCAGAAUGACUGAAACAAAUGUACCUCUCUACUUAGACACACUUUACCCUGCGGUUUGAACAAUUAUGAGGAUAAUUGUGAUGAUGAUGAUGAUGAUGAUGAUGAUGAUGAUGAUGAUGAUGAUGAUGAUGAGGAUGAUGAUGGUGAGGAUGAUUACUGUAGAUGGUGACAAUAUAGAGUCAUUGUGACUUCAUUAAGUUGGUGAUUUGCCUCAGCUAAUGAGUGCAUUGCCUUAUUUACCGUGUGACAGCACUAUGCCUAAUUGCACAUGCAUCAGUUUUUGGCAUUUACUGAUGUUGUUUACUUUGUCGGGAUCAUGCUUGUGUUGUAUUUUCUUUCAAAUGUACGUCUCUUUGGACGAAUGUAUCUGAUAAAUGACACUGUAAAAAUCUAUUAGUCGGCUGGACAAUCCAUUACAGGAGCAAUCGAAAGUGCAUAGCCUUCAUGACCGCUCUGGUGAUUGGUAUACCUUUGGUCUUUUUCUUGGUUACAUAAACACUCUGUCAGUCAAUCAAUCUUUAUAUAUAUAUAAAACCACAUUACAACAAACAUCAUCUCAGGACUCUUAACAAAAGGAGUUGGUCUAGACUAUAUUUUUAUGACAUUUACAAAAAGCCAGUGUAAAGAUGGGAUAAAAUUGAGCCCUUGUAGGAUCAGACCCAUUCCUAUCUCCUAUUUUUUUUCUUUAUUUUGUCAUAUUUUUAUUUAUUUAUAAAUUUAGUGUUAUUUACAGAAGAGAUUCCAUAAAUCCUUCCUCACCCACCCUCUCCCUUGACAUAGCAACAGGAAGGAUACAAUGAAACAGAAAAAUAAAUAAAAAAAUAAAUAAGUAAAUAAAUAAAUACUAAUCUACAUGAACAUCUGCUUUUACAUUAUAUGUACCCAUACACACAUAUACACAUGCAAGUAAAUCAAGUUACAUUUUUAAAAUUUUCACAAUUUAAAAAUUCAUCAUCUCAGAAAGAGUUUAAUUUGUCUCAUCCUUGGUGCACAAGAGCAAAAAAAAAUGUCUGAUACCUCAUUAAGGCCAGGAAGUAGAGAAAUUGAAGCAGAAAAAAUGAAGUUCUUGGAAAUGGAAAGACUGGUGCUAAUAAAUUGAAAUUAGCAUUGUAAUAGUUUGAUAAAUGGGUAGAUAGAUGAGGCAGCUGGAAAGCAGGCAGGUCCACAGCAGCAGAACGUCUUCAGCAGUGAUCCAGAGGAACCUACAGCAUGAUGGAGCUCAGGGACUCCCAGAAAAGACUGUAUUAGUGACUCUAAUGGGACAUGAUGAUUCAAAGUUAAUGACAUGGACAGAGAGAGGAUGGAGAAUGAAGGAAAUGUGCUCAGUGUGCCAGUAUCCCCAUCAGUCCAAACCCAUAACAGCAGAACUAAGAGCUGGCCUAGGCCUGAACUAGCUUUAAAAAUGAGCUUUAUCAAAGAGGAAUGUUUUAAGACGACUCUAAUAGGUAGAGAGGGUCUUUGACCCCCAACACCUGGACUGGUAGAUGAUUCCAGAGGAGAGAGAGGGGCCUGAUGACUGAAAGACCUACCUCCUGUACUACUUUAGGCCUUGCUUGUACACAGGUAGCCAGGUACUUUUAUAAAGUACCAUCAUCAUGUGUUCCAUCUACACAAAACCGCAUAAAUGUGCUAUUGACUGCAGUUAUAAGCAUGGCAGACCUGGAGUUUGCCAAAAAGUCAGACCCAUUCUAUCCAAUCUCCACGAUAGGAUUUAUUUCAGUGUGGAUCAAUAAGUGUCCUCUUUUCCUUUCACACAGGUUUAGUGGGUGAUCUUUUUAUAAAACAGGACAUCAGAGUUUCAUGCAGAAUUAAACAGUAAUGAGGAACUACCUGAAGGUUCUGAAAGGGAAAGUUUAAAUUCAUUUACAGGUCUUUCAUUUCUAUUUAAUUAUCUAUUUUAGCUAAAGUAAAAUGAGCAAAAUAGCCUAAAAAGAGAAGGUAAAAAAGAGGAGACUGGUGUUUAUGCUUGGAAGCGCUGAAGUUGAAAUUAUCUAUCACCUGUCUUAUCCUGUCUGAAGAAAAGCAUAAAGAUCCAAUAAAUUCUUGUGCUAUUAUACAUCAUUGAUGGACCGGCUUGGGGGUGGUGAUGGUGACAUGAAUGAAGUGGGGUUAGAUGGCAAGGGCUACAGUAGUGUGAUGUGUUUUCAUGGCAGAGAUAUUAAUGUGCUAUGUUGUCCUUUGUUGUCUGGCCAGAGUCCACCAGAAUCACCAUGAGGCCCACUAACAUGGAGAUUAUUGUUGGCGAGAGUAUCGUGUUACCCUGCCAGGUUGCGUGCGAUCCAGCUCUAGAUGUGUCUUUCUCAUGGGCAUUCAACGGACAGCUCAUAGACUUCCAGCAAGACAGCGACCAUUUUGAAAGAGUGGGAGGGGUGAGUCAUCUAAAUUUAAGCUCAACUGCUUUCUGGAUUUUGAGGAUUAAAUGGGACAUACUGUGUGAUGUGCAAGGGUAUUUCCCACUGCCCUGUGGAUAACCUCUGAAACACCAGUAAUUCCUAAGCAAGAAAAUCUAUGCUGAAACUGGACCAAAUGGCUAGUGGUAGAGAAAAUUAUAAGUGGAAAUACUCACAAAGCACUCUAACAUGCAUUCAUUCAUUCAUUCAUUCAUUCAUUCAUAUGCAAUUAAAUCUUCAGUUACUGGAGCUGUCAAGUCAGUAAUGAAGUCAUACUUUUCUCUUUCUGCCAUAAUUGUAACCUUUACUGUUGGAUACCAAUAUAAAUCCAAAGUCUCCAAAAUAUUAAGUGAUGAUCUGACCAUCAUUCAUUUGAAAUCCUUUCUCUGUGAAAUAAGAACUCGACAGUCUUUGUGGAAUAUUUGUUCCAUCUAUUGAAAGGCCAGAUCAACUGUUCAAGAGCCUGCCAGUAUAAAAUCUCCCUCCAGACCCUUUUCUUUUGUGCUGUUUAUCAACCAAGGUCAGUAGUCUGAUAUUAUCUGAUAUUACAUUUAGAUGCCUUUACAGUCAUGUGGACAAACCCUCCACUGCCUUGAAAGCAAAUGGCAAUUACUUAGGAUAUUAAAUUUGCAUAGGCAUGUAAUGAAAUGUAGUUGUCACAGAAUCAGUUUCCCUGUCCACAGAGAUUAGCAGCCCCCUCCUCAACAGCUUCUGAUGAAUUAAACAACAUAAUUAAAGCAGAUCUGUUCAUCACAUCAUUCUUGCCAAGCAGAGUAAAUUACUCAUGAUGGCAAGCACUUAGGUUGACCAGGUGGUGGCUGACAAUAGAGCAAGAAUCAAACAUGGCAAAGCUAUGCAUAAAAAAGCUGUCAGGGUGAAUGAAAGAAAGUGAAAAGAGGAAGAAGAGAAAAAAGGAAAGAUAGAUAAUCUCUUCAGCCCAUGGCAGCAUGAAGGUGGUGCUCCCCUUGGCUCUGCUUUGUCCUGCUAGCUGUGGAGUUGAUGCAUUGAAAAUUAACCACUGGAAGUGAUGAAAGCUGCUGUGAUGUUUACCUGGUAUUCUCCUCAGGCGACUUGCAGCAGAGUUUUUUCAGGCUGAUUUACUGUAUGAUGUAACAGGCCACUUUUUUGAUAUAUAUGGGACAUUAACCUUUACGUCUACAUACAUUGUUACCUUUUAUAGAUAAAUAUAUUCUACGAUCGCAAAUCCAAUGACUAUGGGACGUUUUGUAGAACGUAAAUAAAAACAAUGGUUUGCAAAUCCUUUUCAGCCUUCAUUCAGCUUAAUACUCAACAAAGACAAGAAUUUUAUGGUUCAAAAUCAUAAACUUGAUUGCUUUUUUUUGUUUUGUUUUUUGAAAUAUUCACUCAAUUUAAAUUUGACGUCUGUAACUCAUUCCUAAAAGUUGGUUCAAAGUCAACAAAAGUCUGAAAACUGAGGACUACUCUAAAAACACUUGUGUGGAUCAUUCCACAGCUGAACAGGUUCAUUGGAAGCAGGUGAGGGUCAUGACUGGGUCUAAAUGGAGCAUCCCUGAAAGGCUCAGUCCUUCACAAGCAAUGAUGGAGACAGGUUCACUGUUUUGUCAACAACUGCGUGAGCAAAUAGUCCAACUGUUUAAAAAAAUGUUUCUUGACAUACAACUGCAGGAAUUUGGAGAUUUGAUCAUCUACAAUCUGAAAUAUCACCAAAGAUUCAGAGAAUCUAGGGAAAUCAUUGGUGGUGUCCAUUGGGCCAAAGAGGAAAAGGACCAUCCAAACUGUUCUCAAGUCAAAGGUCAAAGCCAGCAUCUGUGAUGGUCUGGAGGUGUCUUAGUGCCCAUAGCCAACUGUCACAGGUAGUCCAGGUACUAGACCAGCCUGCCCGCAGUCCAGACCUGUCUCCCAUUGAAAAUGUGUGGAGCAUUUUAAAGGGAAAAGUACCACAACGAGGACCCCAGACAGUUGAGUAACUAAAGUAGUUCAUCAAGCAAGAAAGUGAAAGAAUUCACCUCCGAGGCUUUAACAGCUAGUGUCCUCACUUUACAAACUCUUAGUGAGUUAUUAAAAACAAAAAAAUAAAAAAAUAAAAAACAAACAAACAAACAAACAAAAAAAACAAACAAUCAAGUUUAUUGGUUUAUUGGUUUGAACAUUGAGUAUCUUUGCGGUGUAGUGAUAAAGGUUGAAAAUAAUGAUGUAACUCUAAUUAAUAGAGAAUACAAGAAUAAAUUUGAAGUUAAACAAGCUGUUAAGUUAAUAAUUAAUCUAGGAGCAAUUUAAUUGAAUAUGAGGAUAAAAGAGAUAAGAUUUCAGUUGAACAUCAUUUAUUUCAUGUUUAUUAUUGAUUAGAGGAGUAAGAGCAUUGUUUCAUAGCCAAAGCUUUAAGUUUGUUUAAAGGACAUUACCCAGAAUGCACCUUGAUGUAAACAGAAAAUUCAACAGAAAAAAAUCAGUUAUGUUCUGAAUGAGUUAACAUGUGGAUUUUUCAUUCAGUGAAGAACAUUUCUAUUUAAAGUCUGAAGUCAAGCGUCUUCAUUUUUGAACCCUAGUUAAGAAAGAUUCUACAGAUAAUGAAUCAUUAUAUUCUGCUCUUAUUCAUGUUUUACACAGCAGCAUAACUUCAUUGGAGUUGGGGUUGUGUAUUUUAACAGACUGAACUGGGAAUGAGUUGAUCCCAUUAAAGCCACCUCAAACUGUGUGUCUUCAGAAUAGCCGAUAUUUGUGUAAAGUUUAUCUGCAAUGCGUGUUGUUACAGGCAGAAGGGGAAAAAAAAUGAUGGCAGAGAAAUGUGAAAAAACCAAGAGCCAAAAUGUAGUUAAGCAUCUCUUACUGGAUGUUUUUUUAACUAAAAUAAUGUUUUCUAGAGGAUAUCAGGGGAUCUCAUGGUUCGAAACAUACAGCUGAACCAUGGAGGGAAAUAUGUCUGCGUGAUUGACACUGAUGUGGAGAGCCUGUCCACCUCUGCAAUCCUGGUUGUCAAAGGUAAGAGAACCAACUGAUUUUCAAACUUUCCUCUUUAAAUCUACUGCAAAAUAGUAUAGCAGUGAAGCAUCUAUACAGGUAAUCACAGAAAGCAGGUUUGAAGAAGAAAAAAUGUGUCAAAUAUUCUCAUGAGUCUUCUGGUAAAUACAAAAUGUAAGACUACUUUAUUCAGGAGACUUCUGUUACAAUGCUAUUUGUGUUGCUGCCUUAUAAAACUGUCACACAUUCACAUUGAAUGAUGUGACCUCUGGCCUGGCUAAAUAGUGUUGAUGGUAAUGAUAUGUGUUGUUUUCAUCGUGACUUUGGAGACUGCACUUUAAGAUGUAUGCCCUCUCAAAAGUUUGACCGUGUUUGGUUGAUUUAGGCCCUCCAGGUCCUCCUGACAAAGUAACAGUGGAGGAGAUUACAGACAGCACAGCACAGCUUACCUGGACUCCUGGAAUGGACAACAGCAGUCCCAUCACUGGCUACAUCAUUCAGGCCCGGACGCCUUUCACUGUGGGCUGGCAGGCUGUUGACACAGGUGCCACAAAACACUUGACACCAAAGAAUUUAUCCCUAACUUUCAGUUACUUCUUACAUCAGUCAUUUGUGUCUCUGAUGUGAUUUUGUGAAGUUUUCAAAGCUCCAAGGACAAUAUGGAACUGUGAAAUGUACAAAAUGCGCAAUUAAAGGUACAGAGAGUAGAAAUGGGGUUCACUACCAAAAUCUCUGUCAGAUUAUAAUUUGAACUACUCUCCUGCUCACCUCUAAAAAUCCAAGCAAAGAUCGAACAAGAAGCUUGAUUAGUAGUAUCCUCCAUUCAUCCUCCAAGUUUUUUUACAAUCAAAAACAUCAGUCAAUACAAAUCCCGCUUCUAGAAGGUUUUUUUUUUCUGUUAUUCAAUGUCCUGAAUUGUUGUGCUGUAGUGCUGAAAAGUACCUGCUUUAAUAUAAACUCAUUGCUGUUUUGCAGUGCCCGAGGAGAUCAGCGGUACCAUGCUGACAGCCACAGUGGUGGGUCUUAAUGCUUGGGUGGAGUAUGAGUUUAGGGUGGUGGCUCGCAAUACUGUGGGCCUGGGAGAGCCAAGCCCAGCCUCAGCUAAGACCAGGACAGAGGACGCCGGUAUGUGGAACUUACACAGAUAACACAUGACUAUGAUGAAUAGGUUUUUAAGCUUCUAUUUUGGAGUAUGCAUCACAAAUGAACCAACUGGUAUUUCCGUAAUUUUACAUUUCAAGGAUUGUUAAUUACUAUGAACCUGCUUUCAGAUGUAUAUACAGCUUUGAAGGUACCAGACUUAUUUAUAAGGCUUCAUAAGACACUGGCAGUUGUUAAUACUGACUGAAAGAUUUGUAUUUGCACAAAGCAAUGGGGUUGAGGGGUCUGAAAUAGAAGACUUUGCCAUAAAACCACAAGCAGUGUUUCCCCUAUAGUGUAUUUGGCAGGGUGCCCCACCCUGCCAACGAGAUCCCAACCCAGAAAUUGAAGUCAAAGAUUAAUAUACUGUCUACAUUUGAUUUUUACUUUAAUCAAAACAGCCUAAAAAAUACAAUUUACGCAAUUCCAGACUCUAAAGCUCACAAUUGUUUCAUUACUUUCAAUAAAAAAAGAUAUCUCGCUGCUCCUCUCACGAGUGGGGCUCUCCACUCACUCUUCUCUUGAUCUCAAAACAUACACAGGUACUAACAUGCCACGCCGCUGGUUCAGAGGCCACACCCACUGAUUCUGGUCGCGAGCGCUUGCCUCUCACACCCUGCCAGCUUUGCGCAGGACAUUUUUGACAACCCGGGGUUCUCAUUGUGUUUUCCACCAACAAAACUAUAAAAAAAACUUCAUGGAGUACCAAACUAUCCCCAAAUGUUCAGCAUCCCAAUUGACAACACAAUUCAGAUUUGAAUCUUUAUUGUAGACCCAAAUUCUCUGCACUUAUGUUAAUUCCUUCCUUUGAAGGGAGGGUCCUGCAACUACCACAAUGAUGGACCCAUGCACCCCACCCCACCCCGUCAAAGCAAAAAAGCUAGGGGAAACACUGCACAGGUAUUUGUAAGACUGGUCCAAUUACCUCUAAUUGUUCCCCUCUGGGCUUUACCUCUCAGUUCCUCAUACAGCUCCCACUAACGUUGGAGGUGGAGGUGGUACAAAGUCUGAGUUGGUGAUAACAUGGGAGGUGAGUCAUCUGUCACAUCUUGCUGUCCUCUCAAUGGCCAUUGGUUUUGCUUAGUGGUGCAGAAUGGAACGGAGCAAUUGCAUGACCCCUCAUUAGAGCAAGACACCUAUCCUCUGACUCAGCCUUAAAGUGCCAUUUUAUUCCCCCAGGGGCAAAGAGACCACUCCUUCUGAAGUAUUUUAGCACUUUAACCACAGUUACAUAGCUAUAUCAGGAAGGAAGCUAUGGAAGAGAAUGGUUGCUCAGUCUGCUGGAUGGUAACAGCCAAAAUAGAAGCUGUAUCAACACAGCCCAGUGACGGACCUGCCUGUUUCUUUUUCUGUAUGCCUUUUAAUAUCACUACAGUUUUGUGUUUUGCUCUUAGCCUGUUUCCGAGGAACUGCAAAACGGAGACGGCUUUGGCUACAUAAUCGCCUUCAGGCCUUUGGGGAUGGUCACGUGGACACGAGCGGCUGUCUCCAUACCUGGCGUUGCACGUUAUGUCUUUCGCAAUGACACCAUCCCACCCUUCUCGCCUUUUGAUGUGAAAGUGGGGGCAUACAACAACAGGGGGGAGGGGCCCUUCAGCUCUAUCGCUACAGUAUAUUCGGCAGAGGAAGGUACAUAAAAGAUAACAACUGGGGUAGGGGCCCUUCAGCUCUAGGGUGUAUUUUCAACAGAGAAAGUCUGAGAAAAUACUGGUCAGCUUAGUAACAGGCAGACAGGCAGACAGAUUUGUGUGUCAAGCUUUUUUUCUGCACUGUUAUCCUCUUUCCAUCCCAGGCUGGGAAUGCCCACUUCACAGUAGUGCUCAUGUUGGUAGGUCACAAGAAAUCCCAGCAGACAUUUUCUGCAGCCACUCUAUCAGAGAGGCAUUUCUUUAAUUAAAUAUCAGGGGCAAAUAGUUUUUUAGUCACAGAUUCUAGGACAGGAGUGGGAAAAAUAUAUAUUUAUAUACGUAUUUUUUUAAUCAAAACUAUAGGUCUAUUGUACACCCUUCCUCCUUUGGCUUUUAGUGUGUGUAGCGGUGCUCAAUCUGUGUCUGAGUUUCAUGGGCUCUAUUUCUGCAGUCCCCAGUGUGGCUCCUCAGACAGUUUGGACCAGAAGCGCAUCUGCAGUGCAUAUUGAAAUGAUCUGGGAAGUUCUCCCUGCCAUUCCUGAAAGAGUUCUUGGAUAUGAGGUGAAUUGUCUUUUUUUGUUUGUUUGUUUGUUUUCUAAUAAAACUAUAGUUUGUCAUAUUCAUGUUAUCUACUUUUAGCUUCAAACUGUUAAACAUUUUUCCUCUCCCAGCCAGUGCAAUACAUAUAAAAAUACUGUAUUUUUCUGUGUAUUUUCAAUGACAUUAACACUGUUUGCAUGAUAGCAAGUCAGCCCAAAAGAGGCAAAAUGAAAAUCCCCAGUCCCUUACAGAUGCUGUUUUUCCUCCCUGUUGGUACUCUUUCAAUAUGUGUCACCUCUUGCCCUCGGCUAAAAGCACUCCAGUUGCCAUGGCAGAGUUUUCAACAGAGCUCAUUUCUCCAAACAUAAAGAGCCACAGAAUUAAGUAGGCCGUCGACAGUAUGGAUCUAAAAGUGUGGACUACUCAUAAUAUGCUGCUCUCAGACUUUGAUUAGGUGUUUCCAUGAAAAACCAAAAUAGCUACAAAGGGUCAACUCAUUUAUUGUAUUUUAUAUUAGGUCAUGUUAUACUAGACUCAUUAUAUUUAAAGAUAGUCCCAGUCAAUUUUUGGUCUGUUCCUUUAUUUGAGUAUCAGUUUACCUAAACUCUGAAAUCUUUGAUGAACAACUUAAAGGGAUACUCUGGCAUAAAUUUAAGUUAUGGUCAAACACGCCAUAAUACUGAGCCACUUAUUUUUACUUCAUGGAAAUGCAAUCAGACCGAGAAGCUUAGGCAGAAGAACUACCACGUCUGCAGUGCAAAAUAAUUACUAUGAUGAUUAUUACUUAAUGGAAAUGAUCUGCUGCACUCUGUGAUUGACUUGUCAGGGCUCCCCCACAAACAAGCGGCUGCUGGAGGAGAGUGGGGGAGUUGUGUUUAGUCACUUUGCUCAUGAAACCAGGCAAAGCUAAAAAGAUGUUUGAUGGCUAGUGCUAUGGCUGGGACCCUAUAUGUACUGUUGAUGAAGUUAGGUGCUGUUCUGAGCAUUAUUUGUGGCUAUAGAGUGGCUUUUUGGUUGAGGUUGGAGAUGUAGAUCGCUGUGUAUUGCUAUUGUGCAGUCGUUGCUGAAGUUGGUAUAACUAGAGAAGCAAGCAGUCGGCAACAUUCAUCUCUAGAGGGGGUGUCUAACUUGGUGUUUCGUUGUGUUUGACCAUAACUUUAAUUUACGCCAGAAUAUCUCUUUCAAGGACCCAAGGGCGACACAAGGGGGAAGCAACAAGGAUAGUGUGGAGAGCACUGUAGAGACAGGAGAAACAUAACUAGUAAGGCACAAGAUACAUCAAGAUCUAGAAAAGUUGCUUACUAGCACACAGUAGCUCUAAGAGCUUAAAUACCACAACGAGGCUAGCAGGAGCUGGCAGCUUCAGAAGCCGAAGCUGGAGCUUGAGGGCAGUUGCUGAUUGCCACUGAUGAGUGUCUCAGAGGGCAGACCUCUACACCAUGCCUCCACCAGACACUGCUACAAAAGCAGUGUCUGGAACAUACAAAAUAUUAAUAACCAACAAGAACAGUAUGUUCUGUUUUGCAGUACAAGGUGUUAUUUUAUUUUUGAAAUUGGAGCACAUGAGAAUUUCUCAUCUUCAUUAAUCAGUUUCCUCAUGCAAAAGUCUUGGAUUUAAGAUUGUGUUUGCAACUGCUUUAGCAGAAAAAGAAAAAAAACAGCUCUCUGACAUUUCUUCUUCCAUGAUGGACUUAUGUUACCUUAACCAGACUUCUCUGUUUGACUGAGUCGCUUUCCUUGCCAACAGGUUGUUUACUGGGAAGAUGACACAAAGCCUGACACUGUAGGAAAAGUGCGCAUAACUGGGAACUACACUCUUGUUAACAUCACUGGGUUGAAAGCAAACACAGUAUACUACCUCUCUGUGGCAGCGUUCAACACAGCUGGCCCAGGACCCCAGUCAGUACCCAUCAACACCAGGACCAAGAGACCACGUGAGUCUGUCCCACAGGGGAAUUUUUUCUUCCUAUGGCACUACUGCGUGUACUAUGUCUUAAGAUCCCUGGUCCUGCUGUCUAAGCAUGCUGAGGGUCCCUUUGGCAAGACCCUUGACCCCACCAGCCCCCAUUGGCAGCUCCCAGUAGUGCCGAUAUCAAAUUAAAAAUGAGUGGAUAUAAACAGUUAAGUUUGUCAGUUUGAACAUUUAAUAUCUUGUCUUUUUAAAGUAUUCAGUUAAAUAUGGAUGGAAAAGGAUUUGCAAAUACUUGUAUUCAUGUUUUACACAAUGUACAAACUUCAUUGGAUUUAGGGUUGCCAGAAAACCUUAAAAAACAGUUUUUGAGUGCAACCUUUGACACAUCUUAAACUCUUUUGUAGCUCCCGAUCGGGCCCCACUCAACGUACAAUGGACCAUUUCUGGUUCUAAACUCAUGAUUCACUGGGACCCUGUAGUAGCUACAGAGGCAGAGUCAAACGUCACUGGAUAUUUGGUAGGUCCCGGUUUGCUGCAGAGCCUGAAAAUAUCCUCAGAAUCAAGGAUGGUUGUUUUUGCAUUGAGAAUCUUUCUGCAUCUUUCUCCCUUGCUUCAGGUGAUGCUGAAAAACAGCCACAAUGAAAUCAACACGAUCUUCAGUAACAAAACCGCAGUGGAGCUCAAUCUCUCUGCCAACGACAACUAUCUCCUUCAGAUCAAGGUCAUGAGUGAAGGUGGUGAAGGCGUUGGCAGUGAACCCAUUCACAUUCACACAUUAAGUGAGUUCCUCAUAUUUCAUUUUUGUAUCAUGUCUUUUCUGCUGUUGAUAAUAGUGACAAGAAAAUCAGUUAUAUGUCAUUGCCGCCCUCUUUUAAUGUGUGUAAGACAUAUUUUGAGUACCAUCCAACCUCUUCAGAAAUGCAUGCAUGACACCAUCUAUCUUUGCCACUGGGUUAUUAAUCUCUGUUGACUGGCUGAAUAGCACUGACGCAUAUCAAGCAGUUCUGUGACCCCAUCCAACUGCUGUGGAAAAAAGUGAGGCUCUGAGUUUGCCACUUCUUCUUUCACAUUCAUACAAUAGGAACUGUAUCUACUCAUAAUACUGGCUGAUUAAAGCGAAUAUCAAAUAGACAUUGAAAAGAAUUCCAGCUGACUGUGAUUUAUGAUGGUCUCUCAAGAAUUUAUGAUGGCUGAUCAGAGGAUAGUGCAGCAGAGGGAAGGAUUUUGUCCUUGAUUCCUAAGAGUUGCUCAGCUUUUCUUCUUUUUCUUCUUCUUUGCAGGCAUGAGGGCACAGGGCUCAGGUGCACAGGACUCAAGAGCAGUCCACGGCCCGUUUUGCCUCUCCUCAGUCCUCAUCAGUGUGCUGCUCUAUUCCAUCUGGUGAUGUCUAAUCAGAGCCUACAGUAAGCCCUCCCUCCCACCACAACAGUGAACCAUCAACAGGACUGGCAGACAGCCCAUACUUCAGUUUCACAGCCGAAGGAGACUAAAACAGAACCCUCAAAGGGACUUUGUCAUUUCCUUUUCACCAUGAUUAAAGGGAUAUAGUUUAAUGUAUGCAUGACAUAUUUAAGUUUAUUUUUUAGUCUCACCAGCCUUGGUUCUCCUUUUAGUGGUUAUGUCCAAAUGACUAAUCUUCUUCUAGGUAUCUUAUGAGAUGCCACUGCCUUAAGACUAAUUCUAUAGUCCAUACCAAAGCUGGUGAUAGUUAUUUGUGACAAGGUUUGUUAAACUUAACUUUGAAAAAAAGUGAAUCUAUAAGAAUUUAUUUAAGGUCGACUUCUUAACUGGCGAUAUCAUUAUUAUUUUACAGUCUAAAAAAGAAACUUCAAACUGAGCCAGUUUCACUUAUUUACAGUAACCUUAACCUUAAUCCACACUGUAGGUUUAAGUUUAGCAGACCUUGGUAGACAUACUGCAUAUUCAUCAAAUCUUCAACAUACCCACUGAGAAACAUUAGGUCUGUUUGGAAGCUGAAGGAUCCUAAGCUUAAGUUCGCCCUACAUGGUCUGUUUUAUCGAGGUAUUUUGCACUCUAUCUCAUGCUCCAGUAAAUAAUAAAUACAUUUCACAUGCCGCAUUCUUAGUCUAGAGAAGGAGCAGGCAACAAAGCUGAGACAAGGAUGACUAAAUCAAACAGAUCCCUUGUACAAUGUUCUGUUGGUCCUGUAUUCUGAGUUCACAAGGAAAGACAACCAGUUACACUGCUUUCCCCUUACAGAUUUCUUCUGCUUUUGUUUCAGACCAAAAUACAGUUUUUAAAAUGAUUAUUUCAUUUAUUAAGGGGAAAAAAAGCAAUCUGAACCAACCUGGCCUUAUGUGAAAAGGUUAUCUUCCCCUUGACCUAAUAGGUGGUUGCGCCACCCUCGGAGGCAACAUCUGCAGCCAAGCGUUUGUGAUAACUGGUCCUGAGUCUUUUUCCUGAGGAGGAGUUUUGACCCACUCUUCUUUGCAGAAUUGUUUUCAUUCAGCCAUAUUAGGUGGGGUUUCCAGACAGUUUGAGGCAGGGAUGGGCAAUCAUGUGCCAUGGAGGUCCAAGAGGCUGCAGGUUUUCUUUCCAACCCAAAACUCCACCAGGUGAUUUCACUGAUCAGUCCCUGCUCUCUGCUUGGAGGUAAGGUAAUCAGUGAAAUCACCUGGUGAAGUUUUGGGUUGGAAAGAAAACCUGCAGCCUCUCGGCCCUCUAUGGCACAUGAUUGCCCACCCCUGGUUUAAGGUCAUGCCACAGUAUCUCAGUCAGAUUUAAGUCUAGUUUGUGAUUAGGCCACUUCAAUCCUCUUUUUUUCCCCUUUUUUUGAUGAGCCAUUCUAGAGAUGGACGUGCUAAUGUGCUAUGGAUCAUUGUCCUGCUUCAUAGUGUGCAGUGCACUUGAGCUUAAUGUCACCAACCGAUGGCAAGACCCUCUCCCUCAGAGUUUUCCAGUAGAGAGCAGAAUUCAUUGUUCGAUAAAUUAUGGCAAGUGGUUCAGGUUCCAAACAAUGUGGUUGUUAAGGACAGGUUGGUUUGAAUAGUCCCCCCUCCCCCCCAUAAGAAAUGAAUCCCUAAUUUAAAAACUGCAUUUUGUAUUUACCCAGGUUAUCUUUGUCUGAUGUUCAAAUUAGUUAGAUGAUCUGGAACAUGUAAAUGCAGCAAAAAGGAAAAAAAAAAAAAAAAACUCAAGAAAUCCAACCAAGUAAUCGAACGAUAGGAAAAUACUUCAAUACCCCAAAAUUUGGUGAUUGCUAACAUAUGUAUGUUUACUUAGAGUGGCUAUAAGUUUUACAGUACUUUGAAGUCCCUGAGUUCAGAUUCAUACUGGGGGACAUAUAGCGUAUACCCUCACCACCCCUGAUGACCAGUGGGCCCAGUACACAAUGACCUUUGGGAUAACAGUGCCUUCACUAGAGCUCACAGUAGACUUUUACCCAUCCUCUCUAGUCCAACAUCACUAAGGAGAAAAUAUCAUUGUGAAAUAGAGGCAGUUUGAUAUUAUUUCUGAAUGGAUCCCAAGACAGAAAACAUUGGUUGAUAGAUGUUUUGGGGCUUUAAGGCAUCCAGUUAAUUGAUGCCAAAUUUGAUGUCAAGUUCGAGGUAGUGGAGAUUUGGCAUGAUGUGGACCAAAAAUCGAGACAGUCUCUUUACUACUAACUCACAGUUACUAAAGAGCAUUUCUUCUCUGCUGAGGGAAUCAGUUACCACUUCCUUUUAUCAUGUGUCUGAGUCCAUCAAAGCCACCUAAGCCAAAGUCAAAGUCUGGUUACUGGGGUUCUUACAGUGUGUCUAUGUGGAUGUGAAAGUGUACAGUUAGCUGAGCUGCUACACAUUACUGUGCCUUUGACAAACACGGGGCUAAGUGGGUCAUUAGGUUGGAGACUGUCAUCAUCUGUAGUUUGCACUCUCUGCUCCCCUCCCCCUCCACCCCAAAGGUCUAUGAAAGCACAACGAAUUGAUGCAAGGUGGCAGGAUGUCUUUACUUCGCCACCUGAACAGGUGUGCAGACCCUGAGAUCUCAUCAAAAGUCCAGCCUAUAUGAUGAGGUGUUCUAUCUGUCCUCGACUGGGUUCACAUAGCUCAGUGCUUAUUUAUUAGACUGCGGCAGACUAGUCCAUUAGAUACUGAUCUCCCUUGGUUACUAAUGUGGUCAUAUUUCAGCUGCUUCAUUGACUAACAGCAGCUUAUUUUGUGUCGAUUAUAAUGAUGUUUUAGAUCUCCUCUACCUGUGUACUUUCAAAGGCAUACUGUUUUCAAUGUUUGGUUAUGCAACAAAUCUUAAUGUAAUUUUAGUUUUUUCUUAUUUUUUUCAAGAACUUUAGACGGUAGUGGUACACAAAGACUUUAGAUUUCAGCAUUUACAUGAAAAAGAUGGCCGGCGGUUGAGAAGAACUUCAGGGUACUUUAUUUGUUGUUGACCAUGAACCAGUUUUCUUUCAUUGCUAACCUUUGAGAGAACUGGAGGAGGGGGUGUUUUUGCACUCUCCAGGAAACUGAUAAAGUAUUUUAUGGAUAUCCACUGUCCAUCUUAUUUCUUUACUUUUCUGAAGUAAGAGAGAGGUACAGAUCUAUAAAAAAAUUAGUGAUAAUCUUUGAUUGACUCUUGAUUAAAGAUGUCAGAUGUCAAACUCAUAGAUUAAUCAGUUCAAAUGCUUAAGUGUGACGUAGUUUCUCAGAGUUUGUGUGUGAUGUCUUUCACGUUACCCUUGUGUUUCUGGCCUUGUGUUCUGAUUAAAUUAACAUAGUAGACUCUGAUGGAAACAUUGAAGGCACCAGCUGAGACAUGAUCCCUGAACAGCAACAUACAUAUCUACGGUAUUCAUAUAUAGUUUGGGUUUUUGUCUGUUUUUAUUAGAAAGAAGUGUACCUAGUGACGUGUUAAUAGCCUGCAUAUAUUUUUAAAACAUGGCCAUCAAAGACAACCUUAUUGCUCUUAUAUAGUGUGUUUCCCUAUAUUAAUACUGAUGUAUUAAUCAAUUAUCUCUGUGAGAUACUGACAUUUAGAACGGUAUUUUCAUAUUGAAAAGUAACUAUUUUGAGUUGUAUACUAAAUUGCAUGUUAAUCAUUGUGAGUUUGUGUUAGAUAAUUUUCUAAGCUAUAACUUAAUAAAAGCGUUAUUCAUGCUC
This is a messenger RNA of Xyrichtys novacula (pearly razorfish), 50046 nucleotides long. Lineage: Eukaryota; Metazoa; Chordata; Actinopteri; Labriformes; Labridae. The record is from the annotation of a GenBank genome assembly.